GCUGUUAUUGCUUGAAGACAAAGUCUACCUUUCUCCACUGCUUGAGGUGAAAUGUGACCUUAUAGAACAUUAUAAGCUUAUAAAUCAUGAUGAGCUGCAACACCUGAAAUCCAUUACCUGUCACACAUAACGACUCCUUCCGCUCUUCAUUCAGACCGAGCUUCUGAGGAGGAGCAAGGAAGAGGAGGAGGAGGAGGAGGAGGAUGGACGGCGAGAAAGGCGCGCUGCUGCGUUCCGCGCGGCAGAGCAUCAUCUCGUGCAACGAGUCGAACUGCACGGCGAGAGGCACGGACACCCUGGCGCUGUCAGCAGCAUCCGCGUGGAGCGCCAACGGCUCGGCGGUGGAUGCAUACCGGCUCGUGGAGCGUCAUCUUGCCCCCUCGGCUGCCUCAACGGUGAGUCACUGCUCAGUUUACUCAUUCUCAUGUUUUAAAGGUGUGGAAACAGCUGACUUUCCGGAUAGUUUGUUAACGAAAUCGUCAUCAAGUAAGGGAAUUUUAUGUUUAUAUGUUUAUUCGACAAGAACCUAAAGAUACAACGAGAAAUAGUGUUGGAAAACCACCGAGAGAGAGAGUUUAUCUUUAAUUCAGACACAGAAAAAAAUGUAAACAAACACUGAGAUUCUAUUAAAAGGCUCUCUCCUACACAGUAUCUGUCUGUCGUGCCCAGCACUCUCAUCCAUAAACACUGCCAAUGUGGCAGAAGCUACAAGAUUUGUGAUGGGAUGAUAAGUUAUUUAAGUCAUGCCGAAUGGUGCAUUUGGUCAUAUUGGUUAAAGUGCAAUCGCAUUUUAAAGCGAUUAUUUUAACUACAUAUCCACAUAUGAAAAUUAAUGUUAAGUUCCAAUUUUUGUGUCUGUAAUUUGACUUCUAUCAGUCCUGAGUUACUUGGCUUUUCAAUCAGCUUACUCAGGAGGUCAAUCUAUAUGCUGUAUAAUAUUUUGUCACAUGUUGUUGUUUGCAAACUUACCAGGUGAUAGGCUAAUACUGAUGAAAUAAUAUGAAAUUUGAAUGACUCAGUGUAACAACAAAAAGGAUGAUGAAUCACUGAAAGGACUGUGAUUUUAAGAUGAUAAGAAACGGUUCUCAUGUAGGACUGACACUUAAAAUGAGACUGAUUGAUUUCAGCUCUUGAUUUAAUUUGUUCAAAAGUAAAAUAUUAGGGCUGAAGUGGAAUGUUUGACUGCAUGUCCUGUAACUUUACUGGUCCAGAGUCAUCGCAUUAGGUUUUUGGUAUUUUUUUAAAUGUAAGAUUCACUGACGGAGAAAAUAUGAGAUGUAUGGAAAGACAAAGAGAGAGAGAGAGGCAGAGUGAGUGCUUUAGAGGGUUGUGCUAACAGCACAUUGUGUCUCUUGGACAUAUCAGCUUGAAUGAAUGCAUGGAUGCAACUUUCCUCCUCUGAGGGCUUCGCUUGGUUUAUCUGACAAACUGCACAAGCCUUCUGUGCCACAUGGAAACACUUACACAUGACUCUUACACUCAGCUGCACAAGAAGAAAAAUGUGUUAGAAACCACUUCUGCUUUUGUGGUUUUGAAAAACACAAAUGCAUGCACUCUCUCACAUAAACAGAUACGUGGAGGGGUGCAAGAGUCAGUGCAGAAAUGCUUCAACAACACCUCAGAGCAGCACAGACAUCACGCUUCACACCUGAAAGGUUGACUUUAUUUUCUCCUUGGGUGGUGAUGCAGCUGUAUGCUCCUGUAGGAUGUUCAGGUGAUCGGUGGAGGACUGAUAACACAACUGUCUGCAUAUUUCCUGCCUUCUGGAGGAUUACAUUGUGUGUCUGGUAUUGAUUGUCUCUGCCCAUUGUUUGGGAAACAUAUAUUGGCAUAUGUACAGUAUAUAGAGCCCAGCUCCAAACAGCUGCUAAUGUUGUAUUGAUCUGACACUGGUGCAUAUACUGUUUUGUUAAGCUGUUGUUAUAUGUAAAAUGACUCACAGAAACCAGCAUUACUUUUACUUCAUGCAGCAUUUUAAGACUCUGUUAUGUGGUUUGGAUGCAGGGCUGAAGCUGAACGAGUGUGUGUGCUGUUUCUUAUUGCCUUUGACUUCACUCACGAAACCAAUAAUGUCAAAUACUCUUUUAUAUUCCUAAAACUACAAAAAGGUCAAAUGUCAGAGUCUUCAAAACAAUGUGUAUGCAGCUGGAGUGGCCGUCAAACAUGUGGUCAUGCAAAAGUUGUGCACUUUUUCCAGGCCUGUCAGCUGAACAGCUGAACAGCUGAACAGGCUGAACUUCAAUAGAUAUGGAUAUGAAUGUAUACAAUAAUAAUUACUGAAAGCUGAUGGUUCCUUCUUGUAGUACCCUCAGCCAUCAGUGUAUAAAUGUGAGGUAAAUGGGUGAGUAAGACCUUUCCACAGUUGAUUUCCUGCUCAUUUGGAUACCAGUCUUUGACUAUUGUGCUUGUAUUAUUGGUGUGUAUGCUAAGAGAUUGUAAUGUUUCGCAUUUUACGUUGUAUUCUGAUUUUGUAGUCAUAAACACAUUCCUCUUUGUUUUUCUGUUUCUUACAUAAUUAGCGGCAAAAAGUCCUGUUGUUGUCGACAGAUGGGCCACAUGGUUGUUUUGUAUUAACAAUAAAUCCAUCAUUAGUGCAUGGGUAUUUCUCCUACCUGCUGUGUGUGUCUGCUGCUCCCACCAUCACAACCACUACACUGCUUACUUUGAAUUCAUAGGUAGGGGUGGGAAUUUAGAACUGAGGGGUGUGGGGGGUGUAUUUGGGGAAAAAUCACUAUCACAUGUAAAUGGAAAAUUAUGCAAAGUAGGCAUCCAAGAUGCAUCCUCUCGUGACUUGAACAACUACUCGGAAACUCGCCAGCGACUUUCAUUAUUGAAGAGCUGGAAACACUGUCUGGUUUCUACUGUGUGUUUCUGUCACAUCCAGGGACUUCUCUAUCCCAAAGAGAAGAUAAAUAGGGUGACCAUACGUCCUCUUUUACUAGGACAUGUCCUUUUUUGGGGGGCUGUCCAGCCUGUCUGGCCUUGUCUGGCUUACUGAGGCAAGUUUAUAUUAUCCUUCAGAUGUCCAAGGUUUUGUAUGAAAGUUUUGACUUUGUGUUGUAUGGACUUACUGAAUUAGAAGUGCAUUAAAAACUACAUUAAAAGUACAUUAAAAGACCCGAAAAAUUUUCAGAAUUAACGAUGUGUGACUCUGUGACUCCGCCCCUGUCCUCUUUUUUGGGAUUCAAAAUCUGGUCGCCCCAAGAUUGGUGUAUUUUCAGAGAUCUUGCCUGGAUCCAACCCCCAAAAAUAAAUAUAGUCUGUGAUGAUUAAUAUUCAAAUUUUUGUGAAAUUGUGUGUUUUUUUAAAUUGUGGUAGCUUACAGAAGCUUUUUUUUUUUUUUUGGGCAUGCUGACCAAUCAGAGGCUAUAUCUUUAAUCAGCUGACCUGUAAAAGUCCACCCACAAAGCUAGGCUUCAUCACGGCAGAGCAAAAUUCAUGUUGUUAUUGUUAUUGACACGGACAACACUUUAAGGCCUAUUUUUUUCAAUCCAGAGAAUCCAGACUGAUAAAGGAAGAGGCAGAAUCAAUUAUGGCAUUGGUAUCACUGAAAUCAUAUAAUUUCCUGUGUCUAUUGAUAGCUUGGAAUAUACUGUGAUUUUAUUUAGUCGUUUAGCCUCUGUGAAAACACACAUGCUACAUGUAGGAGUAUUAGAAAGAGAGCAGAGAAGAAACCUUGAUCCUACAUGUAUAUUUUUCCAUUCAGUCCUCACCUGCGGACUCCUAACAGGAAGCUUCAUGGCACUAUACAAUAACUGACACCCACAAAAUGACUUAAUUAGAACAAAAGUUAAAAAAUACAGAUACAAAUCACACACUUCACAGAUACACACCACCUGACAGCUUCUCUAGAUUAUGAAUGAGGAUACUUUUAUUUUGGUGAUGCAUCAUUUUUGGGGCAAGGAGUAAUUUAUUUUGCCUUUCAUUAACAUUUUGUAAAAUGUUUGUUCAUAGUGCAAGUGCUUAAAAAAAGUUUUUGCAUGACAGCUAAUUACCUUCCUCCUAGCACUGCACCUUGCCUUGUUUUCUUUCCUGAACUGAAGCCACACUCCUACCACUUUCACAGAAUUGUGCUGUAAGCUAUGCAUGCUAAAUAAACAGACAAUAUGUUGUUGCAUUUGGUGUCUCAGUCUUGCAGACAUGUUACCGCAGGAGGCCUGAUGUAAUCUUUAAGCUAUUGAGACUUUCUUAGCAAUAAUUAAGAGAUUAUCUGGCUGUUUAAUUUUGGUUGUUUUUGUUCUGCUCCAGCCUUUGGUGAUUCAGUAAUUGAAGCAGGUGCAGGUGUUCAUUUAGAAGAUGUAUCUUGAUGAACGGUGUUUUAGUUGAUUUUUCCCACCUUGAUUGACUGUUACAGCAGCUGGCAAACAUCUGCCAUCCACAGGGAUCAUUAAAAUAAUGUGAUUUAAGAUAGCUUCUCAUUCAUAUGAAACAAACCAUCGGUAGUCCGUGGGUCCCUGAGGGCCUUUAUAGGCGGGUGGUGGUCUGGCAUGCUGCUGCAACAGUAAAUCUGUGAAAUCUGUGUUGAUAUUCUGCCGGCAGGUUGGUAUUUACUCAGCCGCUCAUGGUUCAAACCUGUCGCCUGACAGAAAAGUCACUGCCCGGCUGCUUCCAUCCGUCUCACAGACUGAUGCAGAUAAGGAGCUCAAGAUGGGGGACUCACUGUCCGCUGCGUCUCCACCCAGCUGCUCCUAAUCCACCACUGUUGUUUCUCCUGCCAGGCAUAGUUCAGGGUUAAAGGGUCACAUGUAACACAUUUCAUCCAUCUCCUCUCAAGGCACCGUUCCAUACUGAGAGUGUUGGUGUCAAACAUUUAGAAGUCUGUCUGAGUUUGUGUCUCCUCCUGUUUGGAGACAAUCGAUCGAUAAGCCACAUCCUCAUUCACAGACAAUGUUGUGACCUCUGCAUAUUACAAGCAGCUUUGUGUGACAGUGCAGGUAGAUACAGAGAAAAUUCUUUGCAACAGUCUUACAUGUGAGGUACAAACUCUGGCAUCAGCAUCUGUGACACAAAUGCUCUGAUGUGAAAAACCUUCAGCGGUUGUCUGUCUUACUUUUUAAAGUCAAAUGUUGACAUGUAGGUACAUUUAAAGAAUCUGCUAUAUUUCACUUUUUGGUCAAAUUCAAUCUAUCAAUCAAAUAAUCAACAUACAUACAUGAGUUACAAUAAACACCUGAGAUGUAUACAAACAGGUGUUCAGUUAUUAUACUAGUAAAUUUUAUAAUUACACAGAGCCACUUUAAAACAUGUUUCCAUAUUGGUUAUUGUAUUGGUUCCCCAUUCCUCCAUUUUAUAUCUGAACUGCAGCUGAGAUAAAACAUCUCAAAUUGUCACACAAUUCACCAGAAUGCAUUAAAGCAGCACAUUUAUUCAAGGAAAUAAUUGGGAGUUGUUUAAUCUAUCUCAUACUGAUGAUGUGAAAGAGAUCUAAUGAGCCUUAAUUUUCACAUACCCUCUCUAUAAUUUUUCCUCUCUGAUAGUUCCCCCUUCAUUUUGCUAGUGCAGCUGUAUUGAAUUCAGUCUUCAGUAGCAUAUGUGAUUUACCUCUUCCUUUACUCAUGUCGUAGUUUUCUCAGAGUUUCUGGAUUAUGACAACAUGCUGGAGGGACACUUUUCCAUGUUCACUAUUAGUAGAGAAGGACCUGGGCAGACAUCGUAGAGCUUGGAAAGCAUGUGUGCACUGGAAGAAGGGCCUUCACUUCUCAGCUGUUUAAAGGAAAUUAAAUGAUCUCAUUAUUUCAGUGAUUAAUUAUUUUGCUCCUCGAGCUUCCACUUUAUCAUGGUGGAGGGGUUUGUGUGUCCCAAUGAUCCCAGGAGCUCAAUUGUUGGGCCUUAAUGCAUCUGUGUCAGGGAAUAGCCCUAGUUUUUUUUUGUUGUUGUUUUUGUUAAAUGUUGGUACUUGGAUUGAGAGGAGGGUGCAUCUUCCUCUCAACCUGCGUGUUUAUUUAGAUGUUUCGGUGACCUUUUCUUGAUCAGCCUACCCUUUAAAUGUUGAUUAAGUUAAAGAUAUCUCUAGUAUGUAAGUUGAAGGUCCAAUCUCCCACUGUGGAUGUGCUUCCAGAGCUCUGUGUCUGCAGGCACUCAUGGAUUGGUAUGUUUCUAAUCCUGUCCCUUCAAGAUACAUGUCUGAAGCGCCUAAGGUUGUUUAUAGAGGAAGAUAUUUGUCAGAAAGUUUCUGUAUUAAAGCUGUUGCAUCAUUAUUACAUUUUAAAUGACUGUAACUUAGCUGAAACAGUAUGAAGUGGACUAAAUGUGCUAAAUUUAAACUUGACAUUGUAAGAAAGACAAUCAGAGAUCGAGAGACCAACAGAUAUGACGAGUUCACAAACAACACAGGCUUUACAUACACAUACACAUACACAUACACAGGGUUUUUCCAUCCUGCUGGCACUGGAACAUUAUCUGCUGCAGGCUAAAAAGCGAUACAUCGCCUCACCAUUCUGCCUCCGUACAGCUAACACAGGACAGCAGGAUGCAACAGUCCUAGCUGUGUGGAAUUGGCGUAAGACGUCUGCAGAAUUCCCAUAAUGAACUGGACUUAGGAGGCGAACAGACUGAAUACACCAGGGAGGGAAGGAUAAUGAGGAACAGGAGAGAUUGAUGAGGGUGUGGUGGUCAAUUAUAUAGGCAGACACAGCAGGAACUGAAAGUUACUUAAACAAGAGAAAAGGCCAGCAUACUGAAAUGAAAAUGGAAACAAUGAACGGAUGAAUUCCUCAAAACAAUUGUCUGCUUUUGAGUGAUAUCAGAGGAUGACAAACAGCAGAAAUGUUUAGAUUUAGGUGGUACAUUAAAAAUGACUAGAAACCAAACCAAUGAUCUCCCUUAUGGAGGUUAGUGAAAGACAAAUGCAAAAACAGAUCAAUAUUAGCAGGUCUCGUUAAAACCAUAGAUUAGAUUUAUGUAGGCUGAUAUGCCUGCAGGCUGUUAAUUGAUGUGAACACAUGACAUGUAUGUUAGCAGACAACUGUAAUCUCAACAGAGUUUGUGUAAGCAGCAGUCACAAAUGUGGAUUGAUGCGACACAUUAAUGUCACAGUGAAAUGUAAAGUGAUGGCAUUUGGAUGACAUUUCAUGGCUGUAUUUCUUUCUUACACUCAACAUAUUAAAAAGAUGACAUCUCAGAUCAUACAAACUGCUUGUUGUGGGUACUGGUGUUAUUGGAAAAUGACUCAUAUGAUCUAAGUCUGGUGCAUAUGGAAAUAUUUUACAGUUAAUCUUGCUUUGCAUUGUUUGACGACUUUGUUUUUUGAUGCCACAGCUGCCAUAGAGAGGUGCUUUGACUUUUUUUAUGGCAAAGAUUAAAGGUUCCUGAGAGGAUUCAUUUUACAGGUCAAAGGCAAUCAAGUAUUUUCAAAAAGGCUGAAUAUAUCUGCAGAGGCAGUAAAAUGCUCUGAACAUUAUGUACAGAGCUUCACAUGAAUGUUUCCACUUUCAGAGGUAGAAAUGCCAGUCAACAAAAAGUAUUUUCUUUAUUCUGAAAUUCCCAAACCCUCACCUGGUUUCCAUUAAAUGUUACACAAGAUGUAUUCAAGCUUUCAGCAAAGUAACAAAUAACCAGAUUCAUGUUUCCAUUCACCACUUAUGAAAGUAAAGUGUUAUUCUCCUGAGGGUGCCAUUCAACUAUUGACACAGUGAGAUGACAUUAGUGAGAGCACAUCUUUAAAACACCCCAGUAAAGGCCAAGCAGCAACCUUGGGUGCUAAAAAAUGAAGCCAAAGCAGGAGUGCAACAUACUGCCAUCUCUUAAGGAAUCUUUUCUUGUAUAUUUGUUGCUUUAGGUGGCACUUGGCUGUAUUUUUAGUUUGCUCUGUUUCCCAAGGCAAAUAUCACCUUUGGGACAGGGAAGUUCUCUGUGUCAGAUCUCCUUGAGGAACUGUGGCGUUGGGUUGAAUUUGGUGCCCUCUGUUGGCAAAGAUUUCCAUCUGAUAACUUCCAUCUAAUAUGUCUCCCUGCUUUUUUUGUAUUACUUCUCAUGAGUGUCUGCAGUUAAGAGAGUCUGUUCAAACAUGCUGUCUGUCGUCUUGCCCGAGACAGCAAAAUUUUUAGUGUAAAAACUGACAGUCUUGUUGCAGAUGAUCUGGUUUGCUUUUGUUGAUCAUGAAGAGGCAUCUGUAUCAAUUUCAGUCUGUUUAACGGUCAGUAAAGGGGUCCUGACAGGGGCUUUGAUUGUCAUUAGCUCCUGUGUUCAAAUGUCCAUUUUUCCAACAGGAUGAAUGUGUUUACACUUCAGCACAAAAAAUCCCUUGAUGAGGGGCAUCGCUUUGUUGACUGAAAUGUGUGUGAGAUAAUUUUUGAAACAUCUUGGGAAUACAUAUUAUAGUGCUGCAUGAGAUAUCUUUGAAUAAUGCACUUGCAAUGUGUACACAUGCAAAAGUAUCAUCUCUGGCCGAAUGGUGUCCAUCAUAUGACCUGAAAGUCACCAUGUUGUCACCACUCCCUGGUUUUCAAGGGAGUUUUUUGAUAUACAAACUGAAAAUUGUCAAGUAAACAGAUUGGCAGAAAUGUAUUUACUAUAGAUAUAUUAAACAGUUACAUUUAAAAACCAGGGUUACUUCUAAUUUGAUAUACUAUUGUAAGUUUUAGCUUUAACACAACCACAGUAUACUUGAAAAUACAAAGGGGUCAUUACAAGUGACUGAGUAGACGGUGUACAUAAAAAGAAACAAGCUGUAAGAGGCAAAAGUUAACUUCAUGUGUGGAGGAGGAAUUUUUAGUGCUGUGAGUGUCAUGAUAUGUUCCGUUGAUUAAGUAUUUCCUUGGUUUUGUGAUUUGAGUGUAUUUUUCUUUGUGUUGUCCCUAGUGUUUCUGUUCCCUAUUGUUCCUGUUCCUCUGUAGUCUUGUCUUGUGAGUUUUUAGUUUCUGUUUGACUGUGUUUCCCUCCUGUUCUCUGUGUUUUAUUCUUUAUGUCAGUUUUCAGUGUUUCCUGUUUUAUUUUGUAGUAGCUUGUUCCCUGUAUUUCUAGUCUGGUUUUACUUCCCUAGUCUUCCCUCCCUCGUUAAUCACCCAUGAGUUUCACCUGUGUCUCGUUUGCCUCACCUGUGUCUCGUUUCCCAGUGUGUAUAUAGUCCCUGUCCUCCCUCUGUCCUUGUUGGUUCAUUGUAUGAACCAACUUACAUUUAAAGUAAGUUUUUGUUGCUUUUCAUUUAGUUAUUUUUAAAUAAGUCCUUUUUUGUCUGCAUUUUGGGUCCUUUCCCUUUUGUUGAACCCCGGACUGUGACAGUGACAUGUUUAGAAGAUAUGGACUGGACCUUUUACACAAAUGUAAGUUUAUCAAUUUUCCUUUUUCCUCUGGAUAACAAAUAACCUUCAACUCCAUAAACCUUAAAAAUAAGAAAUUCAAGAAUGCAAAGAUCCUUAAUUUGUUAAGCAGCUCAAAAUUUAAAGAUAAUCACAUCCGUCUUGCCACUCUGUUUCUUCAUUCACCUCUGAAGGCGAACAAUUUUCUUGAGUAGGAUGAAGGGGUGUUUGUGAAAUGAGGAAAAUGAAUCGUUGGCUUACAGAAGUGCGUAUCACAGACUUCCUCUGGAGUUUCUGGUGUCUCUGGAGUCAAUAUUUAUGACCCACACAGCAGCAGGCUUUAUAAAUUUUCAGCAGAUGUUCAGUAUUCCAGCUCCCUGACAAUAUGUGAGACACUCCACUGAUUCUGCAGGCAGACGUCUGGCCUUGUGUCAUGUUUAGCUGGGGUUGUGGUGACUGAAAAUGCUCUGGCCCUAACAUGGCUGAAAAUGACAAAGGAUUGAAACUGUUUCUACAGCUAACAUUUAAGUCCAGAAGCAGUAAUUCAAGGUUUGAUCCAGGAGAUGAAAGCAUUUGGCUGAAUUUUUUGAGGAUAUUUCACCUCUGGUCUUUGAAAGAUCUUCAAACACCUUUUAAUAGCCAGACUGAAAUUUCUAAAUGAAGAGCUCCUCAGCUGUAAGCCAAAUGCCAAAGAGAUUAAACUGAAAAAAGGAGGAUCUCAUCGUUAUUCAGAAAGCUAUCACACAAAUUCUUUCUGUAACAAUGUCUGUACAGUUUCAAAAAGUCUCAAUGAUGCCGCUGAUAUGAACAUCAUGUUAAAAAAACUCUCUUGUAGGCCUUUUAAGAAAGAAAUACUCAAGUAUUGAAGUGUUUUGUUAUUCAGUCUGGAGGCUGAAAAAGAUUCAUGGUGCCCAGGAAAUCAUCUUUGAGCAACAACAACAAAAAGCUAUAUAAGGUGCAGGGAAUGCAAACAGACUGCAGGGAUGAAAAGAUGAAACGAUAGAAGCAAAUAUGUGCAGCUAAUGUAUAUCACGUAACUCACACACACACACUCACACACACUGAAAGGAUUUGUGGCCGCAAGGUAUAUGAAACAGAAGUAAACUUGGUGUUAUUAGAUAAUUCCCUGCAGGUGAAGCUCUGGACUAGGGUCAAAGGGUCUUCUGGUUUAACUGUUUGAAGACCAAAGACCUGUAACCCAAAUCUGAUCACCGACUGAUUUGCUGGGAAACAGGUUUCAAGAAAUGGACUACUGUUAAGUUUACUCGUACACAGCACCAUUUGUACUCUGUAAUUUUUGUGUUAUUUUUCCAUCAAACAGCUUAAAGCUGCUAUGUGGAUUUUCAGUUAGCAGUGAUUUUGGCUCCCCCUUGUGGUCAUAGCAGAAACUCAGUUUCUUUGCUGAUCUUGUCCUGAAUGUGUGUAAGUUGUUGGGUUUUCUGUUGAUAGAUCUCAUUCUGUCUUUACAGUCAGACAUUUAAAACUCUCGUGAGUCUUUGCUGUAGAAAAUGUAAACAAGCUUGAAACUCACUUUAUCAGAUUCUUACCAGGCAACCGCUGAAAAUAGAGCUUGUAUUUGGCUGCAAUUAGCAAAACAGAAUUUAAAUGGAUUAUCACCGAUAAUUAUUUUUACUUAUUGCUCAAAAGUAUACAAAUCAGUGUAAAAACUUUAGAGAUUAAAAGCAUUUGUUUUAUUUUAACUUUUAUAUUUAGUAAGUGGCAGAUCCCCUACCAUAGAUGCUUCAAUCUUGCACCGCUGUGGUAAAAACUGUAUCUUUUUAAAAUAUAAGACUUAGUUGGUCAAAAAGAGGCCUUAGUGUAAGUUUAAGUCUGUUUCAUUGCCAGUUAAGGAAGGAGCUCAAAGUUCCUCUAUGACUAAGUUUUUGAGCAGCUGGGGUUAGGCUUCUUGGUUAUGGCAAAAACGUAUAGUCUCAGUUAUUUUGGAGGCAAGCAGAUGAAGAUCGUUAAACAUCACAAGUCUUGGCUGGUGACAAAUCUAAAAUGUCCCAGCCUGGCUGGAAGUAAACAAAAUUCUCAUAAAUUCAGGCAGAUGGUGGACUGCAAAUAGGAUAACAUUUCAGAGGAUGACAGCUGGGUGAAAAAAAUACGGCAAGACCAGCAAAGAAUACCUGCGAAGGGAGACUGUGUUUAUACUUUUCACACAAGUAGGAGACAGAUUCGUGGUUCAGGUAGUUCUCAGCAGAAUGAAGAGUCUGGGCUUUGAGACAGUUAAAGACAAAUGGGGUGCUGUUUUUUUUAAAUAAGUGAUGAGAAGAUAAUAUUUAAUCUUGAUUUAUUAUGUUUUCUGAAAUAUUUGGUAUUCAUAACCAAUGGAAGCCAACGUUUUAAAUGCAAAUGCAAAACCCACAUCAACCACCCAGAUAGGGUCAGGGUUCCCUGUGGGUUUAAAACGCAACCUCCUAUAGCCUCAGCUGUUCAACAAACCCUAACCCAGUCAUGGAAAUAAACAAGUUAACUCAAAACAUUGUUUUAAAAAUAGUUUCAAUAUGUUGAAUAAAGAGCAACAGAGUCAAAUUUAUGUACCCCCUCUGAACAUAACUUAAAAAAUCAUUGUCCCAUGGGUGCCCAUCAUCCGUUGGACUCUGCUAUGACCUAUAGUAAUUGUCUCCGUUUGACAACUAAGGAUUCAGAAGGUUCCUGAACACACUGAAUCCAAAGUAUAGAUACUAGCCCUCCUUUACCCAGACAUGUCGUCUUUUUUUAGGGGCUGUCCAGGUUUGUCUGGCUUUGUCUGGGAAAGUUUAUAAAAUCCUUCAAAUGUCUGCGGUAUUGUACAUACGUUUCGAGUUUGUGUCACGUGGACUUACUGAGUUAGAAGCGUGUAAAAGACACUCAAUCCGACCUGAAAAACUCUCAAAAUUAACUUUGUGUGACUCCGCCCCUGUGUAGUCGCUUCCUCUUUUUGGGAAGUCAGAAUAUGGUCACCCUUAUAGAUACCAAUCAUGACUUUACUUCAAUCAACCACUAUUGGCAGCUUUCCAUAGAGGAAAAUCUGAAUCAAGUAGAUAACACAGCCUUGUGAUUGGUUGAAAGGUAAUAAUCAACCUUACACCCAGUGGUACAGUCUACUGUCAGCUUUAGCAGUAUGCAGCCCUGACACUGCAGGAUCUUCAAAUACUGUUGAAGUGUUGUAGUGGUGUUAGUUUGGAUCUUCUACUUAUGUGGGGAAUAAACAUAAUUCCUUCAUGUCUGAUAAACUCACUGAAAUCAUCUGAAGUUUUUGAACAUGAAAUAUUGGUUUAGGAACUGCAGAUUAAACAUUUUUCGCUCCAACUAAAAGCAUAAACUCAAUGUCUUGUUGAUCUUUAUGAAAACUGAAUUGUAGAUUGAUGUUUUCAUUAAAAUCCUCCUUUGUUUAAAUCCAGUGAAACCAACCUGCAAAACUUUCCAUUUCAAAGUACAGGAUAUAUUUAAUGUGUUUAUUUCUCUUGCUUCUGUAUUUUAGUUUUCUGUCAAUGUCCUCUAAUGAUGCAGUUAUGAAAAGAGACUGUUUUGAUAACCGGCCAUGUUGAUACACCCAAGAACAUUUCCAGAUUUGAGAGUUGGCCCCCAGAAAGCAUUUCUAUGUCAGACUCAUUAAUCAGAAAAUCAAACCGAGACGACAAACGAUAAGCAAACAAAGACAUGAUGAACAGGAUAAUGUGAGUUCACAACGGCUGUUUUUGAAAUCUGAGCAACCAAAACUUCAACAAGACGGAGAAACUGUUAGUCCAAAGAUGGAUUUUGGAGAUGAAAAACCAACAAAUGCCAACCUGUUAAAGUUUUAUCCCCGUGUUAAUACCUUGAGAUGUUGAAGAAUCAGGCCCAAAAUGGCUUGUCUUGCCUUUGUUCAGCUAACAGUCUGUGGUUUGUUUGGAUCAUGGAGCCGCUGGUCCACAGAGGACGUGGGAACAAGUCAAAACUAAAUUUUAGACCUUUUUUUUUCACGCUAGUAAUCUUUGAAUAAUCCCCCUCUGGCCCUAAAACUUGCAUCUUUGAAACACCAAAGGAUCCUGGUGUCAUAAAGCUUGUAAUUGAAAUAAAGCCCUGUCUCUUUUCUGUGGAAUGAAGUUCACCGAUGGGUCAGGUUCAAAAGGCCUGCUCAUAAUCCAGCUAACUGCAAACCGGUGUUUUUGCGGGUUUGAUCUUUGAGGAGAGGAAAUUUUAGGGCACAGCGGUGUUAGAAAUAAUCUGACAGUGAUGAUCUACAUUUUUCUGUUUCUAUCCCGUGUCUUUCCUCUGUGGUUUACUGGUCCAACUCUGGUAUCAUGUUUCCUGAAAUGACUGUUAUCUAACCAGUGAACUUUUCAUGCUAUAGUUCUGGUUUUAGCAUCUGCUGAGCAGUGAUCAGGGGAGAUUGUCUGAAUUCCAAGUAAAUAAAAUACAUCUGCUAAUGAGCCACACUAGUGAGAGUUUCUUUUUUUAUAGAGUUAAUGCAGUUAACGAUGAACUUUAAUGUUUUGUAAACUGUAUCAUUGAACAUUAAUAGCCUCACUUGUUCGAAUCAGAAUGAAAAGUCAGAUAAUCAAAAUGGUCACUGAGUUGAAGAUUAAUUUAUUAGUCAGUUAUAGUGAGUACGUCUACAUGACACUCGAGAAAACCAAAUUAUUGCCUUACUCAGAUUAAUACCAAACAACUGAAGUGCAUGUAAGCAUCUUAGUCCGACUAUAAUCAGAGUUUGAGAACUCAGAUUAAGACACCCAGAUAAUGCAAUUGGAAUUCAAUUUUCUCUACCAUAUAACCAGCGUGGUCAGAGUAUGAAUGCAUGUAUACGUGCACCAUGCCCUGAACAACCCUGUAACAAAAACACCAGAGAAGAAGUGGCAGUAUCAUUGAAAGAACUUUCGACUCAGAAGCAACUGCAACAUGAAGCACAAAAGAGUGUACAGUACUCCAAGCACUUUUGGAGCAAAGAGGAGAGUGCCCCUAUGUUCUCCCUCCUGAAAGAAAUGGACAUUUUGAAGUAUAUGGAUGGUCGCAAAAUGAGGAACGGAGACCUCUUUAAAAAAAGUUGCUGACCAGAUGGGAGACGCCGGCUUCACUCGAAGUUGUGGACAGUUGUAUGGGGUCAACCGGAAACAGUUUGGGGGGAGAGGACACUUUCACGUCAAUAAUUUGAUUUUCUCAGCUGCAUGUAUACAUGGACAAGGAGAGAAGUCCGAUUCUGCCAAAAAAAAAAAAAGAAUUAUGAGCUUAGUCCGAUUGAGCUGUACAUGUAAAUGCACUGAGUGUGACCCAGUAUGCUUGUCAUAUGUCAUAUUUAAGCUCUUGCAUAGGCACCCAAUACUAAGCUGUUUCUGUAGCUUUGAUGAAUAAAGGCUGCUGCCAAAGUGCCAUGACAAAGCACAGAUGACUGGCAGUAUUCAGUUGAAUAUAACAUUGCAGGUUGGCUGUCAAACUAAACUGUCAUCUAACUACACAACUGAUGGCUGGUGAUGCUAGCUUUGCUAACGUUAGCCAUUCACAGGUAACCCAUUUGACCGUGUAUCUCGACACAGUGGGCUCAUAUUUAGCUGUAAUGAUAUGCUCAUUAACAUGUCCCAGUACCCACAUUCCUGUUUCCACAAAAUCAAGCUCUUUUAAGUUAAUGCAUUUUAAAACUGUUUCUGUUGCACUUAGAUCGUGGGGUGGGAAUGAGGGGUUGGGCUGGGGUAGAUUUGGGUAUUCUUUGUUUCUAUUAUUCCUUUUUUUGUGUUAAGCACUUUGUGCUACAUGGUUGUGUAGGAUUGAUUGAUACAUUUUGCUCAAUUUAGACUGUUAAGGGGUGUUCAUUUGAUUUUAGACGAGCCAUUUAGUUAAGAUUAAAAUCUUUACUUUUUAAUUAGAUGCUUUGGAACGUACACCUUACGUAUUUUACACCUUAUGCAUGUUGUUACAAAUAGCAGGAGAGCUUUGGCUGAAAGCGCUCAGUAGCUUUUUUGUGACUUUUCUGCACACAGUCAUCAAACUGAUAUUAUUGCCUGUAUUUAGUAUAACUUCUUCUGUGACGUACUUCCAUUUGUGAUUAGAUCCUCUUGUUCUGUAAAUGCAGUGGGCUAAGAUAAGUGCACGAGUCGGAAAUAGCCCCAUUGACAUGUUUUGUGUUUGUUGAAUGGACUCUAAUGAGUACAGAGUUGUCUUCUUUGGAGCAGAAUAAGAAGGUAUUGAAAGGCAUAAGGUAAAAAUGUUUAAAGGUUGAUUUCUCUUCAUUUAAUCAGCAGUACAUGAUUGACCCGUCCAUUACUUGGAUGUAAGCAGUUAACUGUUGAAAGUGGAUUGAAGAACAGUAUUGAUUACCUUCUUGUGAAGUCUUGCAACAGUGUUCAAACAUGUCUUUCACACUUUAAUAGUGAUGUCUUUCUCUGACUAUCAGGUACUGAGCCUGUCAACAUAAGGUCUGUUUGAGUGACAGAUGAAAUGAGAGCUGUGGGAUGUCAUUUAGAUGUCUGGAAUCAGACUCCUGGUGAGGGUCUAAGAAUAGAAAAAAAUCUCAUCCAUCCAGAAGUUUAGUUUCCUUCUGUAAUGAGUGUAAGAAGUCUGGCAUUACAGCAGACAUGUAAUACUGUUUGACAUGUAGAUGAAAUAAAUGAAAGUAUUUAUACGGCUCAGUAGACUCAGAGUACUCUACAUCACUCUCUGAGGCAAAAGUCAUACAAAUAAAGUCUGGAGCGGCGUCUUUGUGAGAUCUGUCAGGUCGCUGCAAACAGAAUGGAUAACCCUGAUCUCACUCUCUGGAUAUUCAUGUUUUAAUCUGUAUUUCCUUCAGUAGUAAAAAGUGAUUCAUAUAUGAAAAGUGACAAACUAAGAAGAGGAAAGUCAUGGAAAUCACCAACAAAUCCUUGAGCCUCAGAAUAUUUGUUUGAUUACCUUAAAGUAUUGUUUUGUUUCAAUCAUAGCCAAUGUUUUUUCAGCUAUAGCCUCUUAAGCUAUUUGCAUGUCUGUAUGGUGAUUGGUUUAGAGCUGAAAAUUACACAUGCACUGAAACACAAACCUUUCCAUCUGCCCAUAAACAAAAGAGAUUUUAUAAGUUGAGUUUCACAUUAUUUUAAGAACCACUCAGCUUGGUAAAAAGAGUGAAUUUUCAAUCAACACCAAUUGUCAUCUUGAUGAUAGGGUAUCGUUCCUUAAAUUCACAGUCUAUAUUUAAUUAUACUCCCUUUCUUCUUAAUGGCCUCUCAUCUCUGGAGAGCAGCCUUUUAUACUGCAAGAUCUGGCCAGAGGCUCGUAGGGAUGUUCAAAACUGGCCAACAAUGACUUUCUAUUAUUCCCUUUAACAUAAGUUUGAAUCAUUAAAAUAUCUAUUCUCACAUAAAUGAUUUCUUUAGUUAUUAGAUCAUGCACAGAAAGUUGAUGCCAUCCUGCUGCACUGACAAAGAGACAGAAAUGGUAUAAUUCACCACGAACACGGACUGUUAUGGAGCUAUCAUUUUACUGUAUGAAAUGAAAUGCUGUAUUUCAAACAUGUACGUGUAACACAAGAAAGUUAACUGAGAAAAACAAACAAAACCAAUGAGAAUAUUCAAAACAACAAUAGACAAAGCAACAUAAAUAAAUAAAUCAAUAAAUUUAAUAAAACAUGAUGAAAAUAAGAAUAAUGUAAACCCGACAUGUCCGAAACGGAGUAAGAUGAAGCAUUAUGCUAAUUUCAACCUACCUCUUCUCCGCUACUCAAUUGACAUUCAGUCUCUCCAACAUACAGUGCAUAUUACCAAAAAAUAGAUAAAAAUAUAGAGUAAAUAAACAAGUGCAUAAAUCAAUUAUGAAAACACCUGAUGGUUAAAGCCCUUCUUCCUCCCUGUACCUGGUGAAAAUCCUGUGUUUGUACUGCUUUUUAAACUGGGUCAUAUUGUAAUAAUGCAUAUGACAAAGGCUACCAUAUAGCCUCAUAUCUCUUGGGUGACUGAAAAAGGUUUAUUUUCUCUGUACGCUGCUGUUUCAUUGUUCAUGUUCAUCUUCAAAGACAGCGUAAGCAGAGCAGAGUCAUCCCCUAACUCAGUGUAGUGCACAUUUCUCUAAACUUCAUCCUAAUCAGCUUAUGAAAGACUGUAAUGUUGAUUGUUGUUGUGUGCUCUUACUUGUCCAUGUUGCGCUUAACUAUUAACCCUUCUCCUGCCAGUAUGGGAGCCACCUAUUCACUGUCUUUUUACAGAAGUUUUGGUUUGUUUGUCAUCUCUUGCAUCCUAUGAAUAUAGUCAAAGACUGUUGACCUCUUGUUUGGUUAAGCAAAGAAACUUCAAGCUUCAGACAGAGGCUAAAAUAAUGGUAUUUAAAACACAAGGCUUUUUAUUGAAUCUGAAAAUCAUGUAAAGCUAUUAAAGAGGUAUCAGAAAAGAAGUACAGAGUCUGAAAAACAUUUGAAACUGGAAUCAUCAUUUAGUCCACUCAGUAUUAUUAUGUUGAGCAUAUGAAAUCAAAACAUGUCUCUCUUCAGGAUAUUACCUCCUCUAUUAAGCACUGUGAUUUUCUCAUUCCCAUAAACUUUAUUAAAAAAAGGUGAAUCAUCAUUUGCGUCAGUCUAAUGUUCUGCAGUUGCAUUAUUAUCCAUUUCACCUGUACAGAUAGCUGUUUUGUGCUCUGAUACCUAUUGUUUCAGAGGUCCUUUGGUUUAUCCACUGAAUGCUGGACCACAAGGACAAAAAAACAUGAAAACCUUGAAAGUGGUUCUGCAAUUUCAAAGUCCCUGGGUUUGAACUUUCCUCCCAUUGUGAGCGCGAUUAGAGGUUUUUAUUUUUGUUUUGCUGCUACAGUAGACACAGUUAUCAUGUCUUUACAUACCUGUUGUUGUCAGUCAUGUGGUUGUCCUUCUAGUGCUAACUGUUUAACGUCUAGUGCUGGAGAACACUGUGGCUUCUCAAUGCAGAGACCCACAGCAGCUUCCAGGUGAACAAAAUUUAAAAACCGUGAUAAAAUGGUGACAAUAAAAAAUAGAUAAAUAAAUUCUAAUGGGCAGGCUAUUGGUGAGGGCUGCCACCUUUCAGGGAAAUAGGUCACUGAAAGGCAGCAGUUCAAAUCCUGUACAGGGUCUCCAUGCAGACCAGGACUGAAAUGCUGUCUCCAUACUGCAGUCUGAACCCAGUUUUUAAGUGGAGUGAUACAUGGUUCAAAUCCCAGCUUGGGACUUUUCACGUGAGGUAGAUUUGAAAACUUUCCUGUCUCAGCUGUCAGAGCUGUGUUUUAGGGCAAUCAUCAAAAGAGAUGCUUCAUUUUAUUUAUAUGACCGGAUUCAAAUCCAGCCAGAACAUGGAUUUUCUUGUAAACUAUGAAUAAAAUGUUCCCUUCACUUUGAAGUUUGAGUCCACCUUUUAAAAAAGCACAGUGAACCAGUGCAAUUACAAUAUAACAAGACGUUUUUUUGAAUUACAAGACCUUAGAAGGCUAGCUCUAGCAGGCUGGUAUGUGGUUUGGUGGUUAGAGGUGCUGCCUUUGAGAAAAAAUGGUACUGAGCUCAAAUCCUCUGCAGGGAGAGAGCAAUGAUGGGAGGGGUGGAGAGUGGGGUGGUAGCCAGUUUAGCCUGUUUAGAUCAGUGCAGCAGAAUUGAUUUCUAUUGAUAAAAUCAUAGUAUUUUGUAGUUCAAGAAGUGACAUACUCACAGAAAAAUGAUCCAGCAUUUUAGACUGUAAUACAGAGAUUUCUUGAAGUGGUAUCUUUGCUGCAUUGUUUCUAAAUGACCCAUAAAUAAGUAUUUUUGAAAACAGAUUUUUUUUUGUAGUAAUAUCCAUUUAGGAAGUGAUUGUGUUGUACAUUUGAUACUGUGAAAAAAAAAAUCUUCUUUUCUUUUUUUCAUUAUGAAUCUGUCAGUCAAGUCUGUGGGUCCUCUCUUUCCUACCAGUGCUGCAGAACUCAUUGAUCUGUUAGAGAUUAAACACUGGCCUAAAUCAGUUCUGCAGUGCCUGUUGUGCAAGAGAGAAUGAAAACACACACACACACACACACACACACACUCACACACACACGUAAAGUCAAUGGCUGUCAUGUGAUGCAGCGGUUCAGUCAACUGUGGCGUGGGAAGCUUGCAAGGUUGACUGAUGAAAAGAGGACACACAUAUCAAAGUGCAUGAACACACACACACACACACACACAUACAUACAUCUGUGUCACUCUCUUUUUAAACUGAUAACUGCAGAGUUUUUUCUUUCAUUGAUUUUUAGCUUGUUAUCUAGAAAAAGCAGCUGAUACUAAUAGUUUUUCUGCCGAGUAAUUAAAGGGAUAUUCUGGCUUUAAAUUAAGUUAGGAUCAAACACAGAGUAACACUUCCUCAAGAGAUGAAUGUUGCAGACCGCUUGCUUCUCUAGUUGAUCAACUUUGGUAACGACCACAGAUAGCAAUACACAGCGGUCUAUCACUCCAUGGACAAACCUCAACCAAAAAUCCACUCUAUAACCACAAAUAAUGCUUAGAACAACAACUAACUUCAUCAACAGUACAUAUAGGGUCCCAGCCAUAGUACUAGCCAUCAAACAUCUUUUUAGCUUUGCCUGAUUUCUUUAGCAAAGAGACUAAACACAACUCACCUACUCUCCUUCAGCAGCCGCUUGUUUGUGGGGUUGGAGUUCUUCCUUGAGCUGCCAAACUCCGCUGCACUCGGUGAUCGACUCGUCAGGGCUCCCUCACAAACAAGCGGCUUGAGGUUUGCGUGUGGAGACGUAGAUCACUGUAUAUUGCUAUCUGCGGUCAUUAUUAAAGUUGGUAAAACUUGAGAAGCAAGCGGUCAGCAACAUUCAUCUCUCAAGGGGAUGAUGACCUCUGUGUUUUUGUGUGUUUGACCCCAACUUAAUUAACCAGAAUAUUCCUUUAACUGAUUUAUUUGUACUCAAUUCAUUCAAUUCUUUUGUCUUCCAUCUUGAGUCAAGGUUGAAGUCGGAUUUGCUGUAUAUAGAGAUUAAUGCUGCAGUUCUCUGCAUAUCAGUGUUGGGUUCAGCUCUCUGAAUGUGGUAUUUCAUCUAUAGCCAUAUUGUGAAUUUGUCAAUGCUCUGAGGAAUUAUACUGUUAGUAAUUGUUUAAAGUCCUCUGAAGAGUUUGAUGUGAUUUCAAAACAUAUAUAGUGUAGGUGCUUACUUUUUUAUGUAAUCCCCAAAAAAAACAUUUCAUUGCAAGCAACAACACAAAAGUUACAGACAAGCCUUGAGGAGGAUAGAAAAGGUAAGGGGGGGGGGGGGAGGUGUAGAGGUAGACAAGCAGAUGAGUGGCUGGAGGGAAAAACAAGAAUACACGUAAGAUAAUCUUUUAUUCUUCAUUUUUUUGUUAUAUUCCCCACAACAUUACAAUGACAGAUAAAGAACAUCAUAGAUACUCCUGUUAAGAGUGUGGGCCCCAGUGCAUUGCACCAGCUGUACCACCUUUUGUAUUUUGCAUUGGACUGCGCUCCCUCACCACCAGAAUCAAGUCUGACAUUUUCUCACAUCCAGCCUAAUAAUAUUCCAUCCUCCCUGCUUUUUCAUCAGUAUCUUCUUCCUCCUCUCCCUACCAUUAAGUCUUGAGCAAAAAUAUCAAGCUCAAAGAAGAAGAAGAAGAAGAUGAUUACCUUUUAUUACUUUCUGCCAGAAAGCGGGGCUGUUAACCGUUAACCUUUUAGGCAUUUCUAGCAGACGUCAUUUCACUUACCUGAAACUGCCGAGCAGGAAAUGGAUUGCAGGAUGUUUCCUUGUAGUUGUAGAAAGAGAGGCUUCACUUUUCCUGUAACAUACAGUCGUUUACCAUCUGUAUAGUGUUAAUUCUCUGUGCUAAUUACUCUAUUUCUAUAAUGUUGCCUCAAACCCUCAGUUCAUAGCUCAUGUCAACACAGUGGGAGCUAAUUUUCCUGUUUGCAAUUAUGGAAUUACUAGAUACUGUUGCUUGUGUGAAACUACUGGUUAAGCCUGAACAAAGGGCUAGGUGUACAAAAUACAGUUAACAUAUUUCAGCGCUUCCAAGGUUCAGAAACAAGAGUGAGACCUUAGCGUUACGAUGUGUUCGCCCGCUGGUGAAUUUUUUUUUGCCUUUUUUAACGUCGAUUUAUAACUCAAGACUGACAUCCUCACCUUCACGCCAGCUGCUCUUUCUGCACUGUGGCCUCCUAAUGCUAGUCUCAAUUAACCAGAAAUUAGAAAGUGGGUUUUAAAUGUCUGCCCUGUUGUGUGUGAAAGAUAGUUAGAGAUGCCAAGACCUGCCUUACAUUGCUUCUGAUUGGUUUAUAUUGCGUGGUGCCUUCCGUGGUUGGUUAGAUUUAGGCACAAAGGACUGAUGGACUGGUCUGGGAUUAGUUAUCUCAGUACAGUCAAUCAGAGUUACUCGAACUACAGCAAGCCAUGUUUAUUAUCAUAAUAAACAUAAUUACAGAGUAUUGAAUGGGGAAAAAUAAGUGUGAGAAAUGUCAAGAGUGGCGUGCGGUGUGAGAAUGGGUCAAAUUGAGUGACUGUCACACUCAAAGCAUGAAGCUUGGCAGCUCUGAAAUUUAGUAAUAUGAUACUGCAAGUAUCUCCAGCUGCAUGUAAAUUUCCUGAAUCAAAAUAAUGUCAGAAAUAAAAGAAAUUGGUCAAACAGAGGAGAUAUUUUAAGUCUACAGACUCAACAAAAUCAUCUCUAUUUGAUUUUUUCUGGACAUCCUGUGAUCUUCAACCCCAGAAGCCAAACCUCACGCAGCUCUGAACAAUGAGAACAUUAGACAAAAUAUCCUCACUUCUGAAGUCGAACAUACAAACACUCACGACUGAAACCACAUCAAGCUGAUAAUUUGAAUUUUCUACACAGUUUGGCUUUGUCUGAUCAUGUUAAAAUCAUCAGCUGUGUGUGUGCUCACAUGGGAUGUGAGUGUGUGUGUGUGUGUGUUUGUGUGUGUUUGAGUGUUUGUGCUCUGUCUUUGUGAGGACCACUUGACUCCAGACCUCAUAACCCCAGUGUGUCGUUGUGUAGAUGUUAACUUGCGAGCAGCCGGUGGGGGCAACUGUGCUAAUGUUACUCAGCUAACCAGUUGGAUAUUGAAUAACCACAGACUCUAUGAUCCCAUGUAGAGCUGAGCAGCAUAUCAUUUGAAUACUGCAGAAUACGCAGUCAUAUAACCUGACACACAUCAUGCUCAGCACGUCUUCAUGCAGGUGUCAGAGCUGAGUGCUGAACACUGUGUGAUAGAAGAGAAGGGGGUUUGAUCCAGAAGUGUUAAUUGACUUAAAGACACAAAUUAUAAAUAGUAUUAGUGUUUUAUUGAAAUUUUUCAUUUCAUACUUGUGUUGGAUAAAGACCAUUAUUUUUUCAAAUUGCAGUAAGGAUCUAAACCUCUCCCCUGGAAAGCAGUUAGUUAGUUGUAAUUUAAACCCCCAUUGAACUGAUUGGGGUUAUAGCCACUUCAGAACAUCCCUAAUCUUCAGUGCUACUGGAGAUGCCAACAGAUUAACAGCAAACACAAUGUUUGCAGGAUUUCUACAACUAGGAUAAAGUGAUAGUCCAGGAUCUGAGCUAAACAGUUUAGCUGCUCUACAACACACAGCAGGUCCCGUUUGACAAGAAACACUUCUGUUACAGACACUUGGCUAACUUUGUCAAAGCGGUUUACCUGUUCAGCAUAAAUGUUACAGGGUCCGUAAGAUUCUGAAGCGUCCUCCAAAUGCUGCAUUGAUGGUGACCUGGCUUUUUAGUUCUUGACCAGGUGUUCUACCUCCUUUUUAAGCACCCGUUAUUUCGCCAGAGUAUUUACUUGGUUUUCUUGCUUGUGUUGGCAGUCAUGGCCAAAGGAGGAUUCUAACAAAAUUCUGUACUUUCUGGUUAGUUUCUGCUGUCCGAUAUUGUAGCACGCUAACUUUGUUUGGGCUCGUGAACGUCAUUCAAGGAUGUGGACCGUGCUUCACAAUAUGGGGGAGCAGCGUCUGCCUCACAACCAAUCAGAUUGGGGGAGGCGGAGAAUUGCUUUGUUUGCAGUCAGAAAGACCGGGCCUCUCAAGAAAUUUAAAAUGUUGACUACACAGACAUAACAGAACACAGCAAUAUCGUGGUGUUCUCAAAUGUCAUCAAUAACCAAUAGCUAUUGACUGAUAUUAAAAGCUUUACUGUAUAUACUCCACAAAAAAGAUGCUUCUUCAACAGAGUCAUGCCUACCCCACCUUUUAAUGUUAAUGUACCUCUAAAGGCUCCUGUUUAUCUGUGGAUCCUUUGCUAAUAACUUGGGAAGUAUAAAUGGAUUUGGAGUCGAGAGAAAAGAUAAGUGAACACCAUUACUGCAUCAAAUGACUCUAAAUGCAAACCAUCACACUUUCAGAGCCAACAUUUUGCACACAGAUUCUGCUGUGACAGACGUAUUAUUGAUAGAGACUUGUUGGCUUUAAGAGCUUUAGGCUUUAUUGCAAAUUACAAGCACAAUUUCACAGAUAGAGAGAAGGAACAGUUGUGACAGGAGCUGUUUGCUUCAUUUAAUAGAAAUACAUUCACACUCUUUCCUCUCCCCUGACCUCUCAUCUCUCUCCUCCCCCUCCCGGUGUCUUCCUGAUGGCUGAUGGGAAACUGAAUUGACACAUGGUGCUGAUUUUUUUUUUCACGCCAUCCCGUGAUUUCUCCCAUUAUGUUCUUGUCGCCUGAAUCCUUUAAGAUCUGACCCAAGUCACUGCAGGGCUGCUCAACAUAAUAGUAACAGAAGUCACUGACAACACAAACCAUCAGUGAUAUAAAACGUGACAAGACAUGACACAAAUCAACACCAAUGCAAACCGUUAAGGACACAAACCAGCAGCGACAUUUAUAAAAACAUCACGAGGGAGAUGCUGGUGGCACACUCUGCUGACCUGUGCUGUUUUGCACGUGAAAAAUAUUUGUCUAAGUUUUUUAUUGUGCUCAUCCAACAUCCUCCUUCAACAGAGAAAACAGCAAGGUAACUUAGUUAUUAGAUGUACAUAUUUUAUGUGUACUUUUGGCUUCAAUUUAUGUUUUCAUUUUUGUCUCAUUUAUCUGGAUUUUGCUCCGAUUGAUGCCAUCAGGGCUGCAUCUAAAACUGUUAUAAACACCACAAGUAUAAAUCAGAGCAACAAAUCUGUUUAAGGUAAUAAAAAGGAGUGAUAAUAGUCAGAUAUAACAUGCACAAAUGGUGGAAAAACCUCACUUUUUACAUUGACUCUCAACAUUUUCCUGUUUCCUCUCAGUCCUUCCUGCAUUCAGCAAACGCAGCUGUGUUGAUUUUUGUCUGGAUUCUGUGUUUAACUUUGAGGCAGUUUUCUCAGAGUUUGUAAAAUAUGAUGAUCUCCAGAGAACAGACUUGUUUACAUGAAGACACUCGGAGUUGAUUUAUCAGGUAUAUUGACGUCACUUACUGUAGGCCUUCACUUUUUUGCUGAUCAGCACCUCUCCUUGCAACAGCAGCACUUACUUGGUACUCUUCACAUGUUACCAAACUGAUCAAUCAGAUGCUGAGAUAGCUCGGCUCAAGAUGAAUUUAUUCAAAAUCAGACACAUGGAUUUGGCAUAUUUUGAUCUCUGUAAUAGGAUGCUGGAGAAAAAAUAUCCUUACUCUGGUAUAAACAAAUCACUUUUGCAAUAUUGUAUUUUAAAUAGUUGUAAAGGUUUAAAACAUAUUUUUUAUAUUAAACUGAAGUAGAUGAACUUGCAACAAACAGAACCAAUAUCUGAAAAGAUUAAAUCGCUGCAACAGUAACACAAACAACGUAAUGAUCCAAUCAUGAGUUAGAUAAAACCAAUCAAUCCACAAGGUCAGAUAAACCAAUAGCUACUGUGUUGCUCAUAAACACUUUUUGGUGUAAAAAGAGGUAUUAGUCAUCAUAUUGUGGUGAAACAAUUUUAGUUAAUGUAGCUGCAGUGUGGGCAAGGACACAGUUUAUUUGAUGUACCUGUGCAACCACAGUGGAUUGCCAGUGUUUGAGUAUCAGACUCUUGUCUUUUUUUUUUUUUUUUUUUUUUUUUUUUUUUGUAGCUGUAAGAAGCUGAAAACUAAAUGUUGAUUUUUAUUGUAUUAUUAUUUCAAGAAAGAGCACCAAACAAUCUCUUUAUUGAAUAUGAAAAAAAUAUGAUAUUCUUUUUAUGUGUUUGAAAGUUAUUCUGAUCUUAAUCUGUCCUGCUGAGGUUUAAAUGGCAAACAGCAGGCAGAAAGUGAAAUCCCUCUGAGGGAUGUUUUUUUAUUUAGUCUCUUAGAAUGAAAUCGAUUUAAUCUGACUCAUCUCUUAAUGAGCAUUGCGUGUUUUUCUUUUCUAUUGUUUUGUUGUCUUUAUUUCAAGCUAUUCGAACGUCCUCUGCUCCACCAGUUUCCCUCUGGACUAACUCACCUGUUCUCCUGCUGCCUGAAAAGAGUCUAUGAUACAUUUUUUUUAAAUUGAAUUUUCUUAUUUUAUCUCAACCAGAUGAAUUUUAAAAUUUUUCUGUCAUUUUGUGGCCACGGUCAGGGUGGUCCCACUUACUGUCGACGUGCUAACCCUCCUGUAUGUUUUGCUUGGUGAGUUAAAAGUCUGGGGUGGCCUGGACUUCAACCGCACAUUUCAGAUCAUUUAACAUUAAUUUAGCUUCUGGUGUUGUCUAGAUGUCACUGUUUUACAGUAUUGAAGAUUUAUCAGUGAGUGUGUGCAGUCAUUCAUUGACUCUCUGAUCUUGCUCCUUUUUUUUCUUCAUGAUAAUCUUUAAGUCACACAGCAGUGAAUAAAUAUUUGAUCCUGUUUCAAACCUCCAAUAAUGCUCCUCUGUCCAAAUUCCAGGCCUCCAGCUUCAGCUUCGACAAACACAGUCUCAGUUUAAAGUGGUUAGAUGACUUCAUCAUUGGGGGGGCUGUAAUGAGAAAAGUGACUCAAAGCAGAGAUGAAAAAUGAUUAUAUUCAGCAGUGGAAACUUUAAUUACAUCCAGAGCGACUUAAACACGUCUGUAAUUACAACGUGAGAACCAUAAUGUGGGUCAGCUGCAUAGAGAAAAGGUACACAGUGUAAUUGUGUUACAUAAUGUAAGUAGAAAUGGAUUCCUGCCUGCUGUGAGCAAUCACUGAUCCAGUUUAGAUCCAGUUCAGGGAAGAUUUGCUAUUUCUGCUCCAAACAUGUGUGCUAAACCAUGCUGUCUUCAUGGCAAGGAGAAGAAACAGGAAAAUGUCUGCUGUGGCUCAAUGGAGCCGAACAUCAUCCAGAGGUAGUUAAACUCAUUAUGACAAGACAAGAGGUGAUUUACGAUUUUACAUUUUAACAUUGUGUAGAUUAAUGUAAACCAAGUUAUGGCCAGAAUUCAACAGGCUGAUUAUUUUUUUUCUUAAUUACUAGUUCUCUUGGAUUUCAACUUAAGCUGUGUAAACUCAAUUUAAAAUGUUUUUCUAUAUGAGCUAACCGCUCUGACUUUUUAUACCACUCGAGUCAGGAAAUAGAAGAGUAAGAGAACCAAGCGGGCAGCUCACCAACUCAGGCUGGUGUGACUUUGUAUCAAACAAACCAAAGAAAUGAGUCAUUUGUGGUUCUUUAAAGGUCUUAAAUGGAAAUGUUAUGCUGCCUGUGCCAUCUUGACACAGAUACAGAACAUUUGAUUUGAUUCACAGAUGACAAAACUAUCUAAGUGUUUGGAAAGUUCUCCAUUUGGUUCACCAUUUUCCUUCUUCAGGUUUAGGCUGUGAUAGUGAGUCUUACGCACUCUAAACUGAAACCCCACACUUGGCACACACACACAGCCUGCAUUAGUGCAGAGUGGGAUUAAUGGUUUUGGUUGAAGAGUAGAGAGAAUAACUUCUGAGGUUGAAGAGUUGCAUAAUCGCCAUCUCCUGUAUGGUUGCGCUUAAACCAUGAGUUUAAAACUUGCCUGAUGAGAAUUCAUUAAACAAUAGAAAUGCUGUUGUUGACACAAGAGUUUUCACAGCCUGCAUAAAUAACCUGUCAUUAUCUAUACCGUGCCAUGGGUUGACAUCUCUGCUAUAGCUGCUCAAUUCACCUCCCUUGAAUUUUCUGUGUGUGUGUGUGAUGUCUGCUUUGUUGUUUUAAUUGUAACACAAACUCAGUCUGAGUGAAGGUAAAACUAUGAAAACGUUUCUUUCAGUGUGGAUCAAAAUGAAAACAAUAAGGUAAGAAGAACUUUAUUGAUCCUCAAAAGGGAAAGUCAAUGAGAGAGGUAGGUAAGCAAGAAUUGAGCUGCAAUGAUGUUAUCUGUAGUUUGUCAAUGACAUUUCAGAAGAGGGUUAUUUCCGGUGAUCAAAAACCUGACACAUGAAUCUCAUCUCCUGCUUGUGUCAUUCACAGCAUGUGGAGACAUAGUUUAUACAUAUCCAUUUUAAUGUAAAGCAAAGAUGUAGCAUGUUCAUUUUAGAGAGAAUGAGCAGAUAUAAAGCCAUCCAUCUGUCUAUUUUUCAUGCUCUGUUAGUUGCUGCAUGAACGGCGUGUUCUGAUCUGUACCCAUGCAUAUGAUGUUACACAUACUCUACUGUAUAUCUCCACAUCCUUUAUAUAGUAUUUCAUCUUCUGUUGGAAGUUUUCUUAAAAAAAAUACACUCACCAAAUUUAUAGUUUGAACUAUGUUUUCAGAGCCAUCAUAACUGUAUUUUUUUAACCAGCUAAUUAGGGAUGGGGAAUAAAUUAUCGUUCACGUUAUAUCAUCAGAAAAAUCCUCCAUGAUAAAUAUUUGCCAUCUCAUGAAAAAUAAAAUAAGUGCAAGUUGAUGACGUAAGCAAGAGCGACAGACUCGCAGUCAAUUGAUCACACAGAUCAGAAUAACAAACAAACAUGGCUGAAUGUAAUGAAGAAGACGUUUCUGAGCAGCUGGUUACUGAAUGAGGCUCCACAUGAGGGAUUUCCUUCAAGACUGGGGCUUAGAUAAGUACAAUCAGGUAUGCGUGACAUCGGACGGUGGAUCUGCUGCUGUUCACUCUGCGCAAUAAGAGUUUUAAAACAAAUGUUGAAAAUGUUUUCACAUUUGAGACUUGUUUGAUGUCAUUAGCUUUCUCCAUAACCUACCACUCAAACUUUUGGUUAAGUAUCUUACUUAAAUAUUCCAGCUGGUGUUCUCAAGACAAAAUAAGUCAAAAAUAUAGAUCAGAAUUGUAGUAUUUUUUUAUCAGGACUAUUGUUGUUAUCGCCAGAAUGACAAUCAUAUCACUUAUUGUGAUAAUAUUUUUAACCCCUAUCUCCCAUCCCUACAGCUAAUAUACAAUCACUGCUAACUGAAAAAAUUAAAUAUUUGGAAAUUGACAUGCUACACAGCUUUUUCUUUCCAAUGAGCACAAGGUGAGCAAUCUGAAAAAUCCGAGUGAGGCAUCUUGUUUUAUUUCAGACCGUGUUUCCUCUGCUUUUUAUUUUCCUGGGACAAUCGUUUUGUUUUUUGAGUGAGUGUCUCAUCAGACGUCCACCCUGCAGUAAACAAGAAGACGUCUUUGUUUGUGUUGAGAAGUGACGGUUCAGAGCAGAAAGGUUUAACAUUUUUUAAAUGUAGUUCACUUUUUUUUCUGGUGCCUGUGAAUAAGUCCUGACAAUGUCACAUUUUCCAUGAUCAGUACAUAGUUUACGCACACAAAUGGACUCCCCGCAUCAGGUUUUUACAUCCUGACACUCGAUUUGUCAUCACAUGGGGGUGUUAAAAUUGAUGAAAAUGAGCGUAAUGAGAAAAAAGACCUUUCAGUGGAGUCAGAGAGAUAAUUUCCUUGAGAAGCAGAGCAACUUCCACUCCUCGUUAAUCUGUAAUUAGCUCCAGUUAACAUCCAAAGACCUGCAGACAAUUACAUGACAGCUAAGACUGUGUAGACCCAUUUUAUUAACCCUGCAGACAUUUAAAUUAACUCCAGCAGCUCAGUCCCAUUUGAUUCUUUUUUCAUGUUUUGCUGUAUAAAGAAGCCAAUUAAUUUCAUACUAUGUGAAGGGCAAGCUUUCGAAACCUCAACCCUUAAGACUCGGUCGAAUGACAAACAAAAGUCAGGAAAAAGAAAAUCUUAUGACAAGCUGUCAAGCUGGGCUACGUAAGAGCAGCAAAUUGGCUACAAAAAUUCCCAAAAUGUCAAUACAGUAAUACGAGAGUUUAACUCACUUAGGAAAGCUGGAGCUGAGACUUACUGGAUGACCAUUUGAUGCCUUAAACUACUAUAUACUGUACAGAGAGACACAUAGUUUAACCAGGUUCCAAGUUUUUGAUGAAAAAAUCCCACAUUUGCCAGUAAUGUUCACCUGUAAUCAAAUGAACCCCACCCUACAAAUGUGAUUGUUCUGUUGCAAAAAUCAACUUUUUAAUAUGGACUCUUAUGUGGAUUGUUGGCUUUUGGAGCUAGCCUCAAGUGGACACUCAAGGAACUGCAGCCUUUUGUGCCGCAGCAGGGACUUCACUUUAUGACACAGGAGGAGGCUGGCUCUUGGUCUGCAGGAACUGUUCAGCAGAGUCUGUACAAUUUCUGCAGUUUUUCCAACAGCUCAACAGGACUGGGAUGUUUCAAGCCUCUAAGUGAGUAAAUGAAAGCAAAACUGUAGGCUUGAGGUAGGCGUAUCACAUUAUGGCCUGUAAGACUUCUUUGGCUCUGAGGUCAUAUGGUUGUUUAUCUCAUACGCCUGUCAGAUCAUCCUAUAGGACCCACUUGAUGGACCGUGAACCCUUUUAUCCCACUUCAUCCAUCAGCAUCUUUUGGCUUCCAAGUUCUCUCCACCGCACAACUAACCUUGGAUGAAAUACCAGCUGCGUCAUUGUCUCUUUUGAGUUCUUAUCAUUACAAGACAGAAAACACCUUAACAGGUCAGCAGGGUUGUAUUCACUCUGAAAACUCUGAUAAAUGUGGAUUUUAACGUCUUUAUCUCUGUAAAUCUCAGAGAGAAAUAGUUCACCUUUACCUUUAACACUUUGUUUGACUACUACAGUGACUUUUUCUCACUAAAUUUAUGAAGAGUUUAUAUAACAUGAUAUUUUUUGGCAACGUGUAGUUUCUACAAAAACUGCUUUUUUCAUGCAAAAUUGUGUUUCAAGCUUCUUAAAAAAUGCUCCACUUUUCCUUUGUGUUUAAACUGAUUCUGUAUAAAAUGAUGCACAUCUAUCAACUGAUCUGUAAGUAUAGUAGUGUUUUUUAAAUAAUGAUUAUUUUCAAUUACAACCUCUUUGUUUUGCAACCAGUGAGGGCAAUAAUCAAUUUAAUUCAUUCACCGAAACAAUGAGGACGCCACAAAGACAGCAAUGAUGACAACAAACAGUCACAAGUCUGUGCAGAGCUAACUAGGAAGUUAAACUAUAUGUCAAACGUCAUACGUCAGAUCAACACAAUAAUCUUUGAUUGUUAAGUGCUGAAUGUGGACGUUAAAUGUCUAUUACGAGUGAGAGCGGUGUAACGUCACAGCCCCACCUGCCAGACUGCUUCAUUUUUACACAACAGAGUGAGAUGAAGUCCAUAUAUCCAUAUAUACAGCCAAUGACUCAGGCAUGAAAAGCAGCAGUGUUCAAUAAAGUCGAUAUAAAAUACUCAUGACCAUGUUCUUGAUGAAAAUAGAGUUAAAGUCAAAAUCUUAAAGCUCGAUAUUUCUUCCUGUUUGUUCAGAUAAAACUGAAAGAAAUAGCUGUGAACAGAGAUUAAAAUGUUUCUAAGGAAGAGUUCAGGCUUCUUCCUCACCUCCUCACGGCUGACAGAAGUCUGAGAGAAGUCGUUCUUCAUAGCUGCCUUCACUCCCUGUGAGGAAAGGUGUGUAAGGGGGGAUUAUGUGUUUGCUAUCUGCAGGCAAAUAUGGACUGUUAUCUGCUUUGUGUCGUCAUCAUUCACCCAUCAUUUCACUUUUAUCAUCAAACUGCUCAAAUUAAGCAUCCUAAGGCGUGUUGUACAGAACAUAAAACUGUUAGAGGGUAAAAGGCCACGGUGCUAAUAGCUCCUAAGAAAUGAAAAAAGGACAUUUUGUACUUUCAAGGACCCAAAUAAGGUGUUGGACUAAAGCCAAAGAAAUAAUGUCAACACCUUAAAACAAUCGUGAAAAUACAUUAUUCUAUGAUAUUACUAAGCUUCUUUUCUCACGAUAACUUCAAGUAAGAAGAUAUGUUGUUUAAAAUGAGAUAAAGCUGCUGCAAUGUAAUUAAUCAUAACCAAAUAUACACAAGAACUGUACAGCUGAUUAAGUUGAACAUUAUGUAUUUUCUCUCUGCGCUGUCUCAACAGAAUAGACCCAAAAGUUACGAGGUUCUAUUUUGUUGUAUUUCUGUAAUGAGAUCAUUACUGCCUUGACUGUGGGGGAGGAUUCGCAUUGGAAACUGAAGGUAGUCUUAUGUGGUUGAUCAAUCAAAGGUGCUCCUUGAUCCAGGGAUUAAGCUUUAAUUAGUCGCUAAAAAUGUUCUCUAUGCAUGCUGACAUAACAGCUCUCACCUGAAUAUUGUUUCUCUGAGACAGCCUAUUAAGUAUCUCAUUAUCUCAGGUUCAAAACAGCUUGUUUUCUUAAGAUAAUUGUGUCAGUUAUGUUACGUGUGGUAACUGAGAACAGAAGAAAUGCUUCAACUCCACUCCGGUAAGACUGCGGAGGCUUGAGGGAGCGGACAGACUGUUUUAAUGACCACACGGGUCUUCUUCCAGUCAAAAGCAGCGGUGGUGGGCGAAGCUGAAACUCUGAAUCCUUUGUGACAGGCCACGCUCCUCCCGACAUGCCACAGUUAAUUUGCAGAGAGAUUUGCGACCUAGCAGCAAAACAUGAAGUAAAAGCCGGGGCUGCCGACGAGACGGAAAACAUUUUCAUAAUGAAGCCUUCAUCCAAAACAGACAACAGACCAUAGGAGCAUGCGAACACUUGUUUUUAUCUCCAGCAAAUUUGGUCCUACACUGCGCAUUUGCUACAUGGCUAGUCACAGAUUUAAAUAAUAGGCCUACAGCUCAGUCUUUUCCCUCCUCUUGAACAGGGUGCUAGAAUAAAUUUGGAUUUACUAAUGGGGUGAAGAGGAAGAAGAAGAGGCUGGAAUAUGUCCAUGUCCAGAGCAAAGGAGGGCAGGUUCGGAUACAAAGCUGUUGUUCUCUGUAGAAGUGAUGAAGCUUGUGAGGUGCAGCUUCCCUAAUGUCUAUGAGGAUUGAUGUAACAAGGAAACACCAACCAGUGGAUGAGUAGCAUGGCAAAAGCGACUGAUAACUACUGCUGUAAUGGACUCACUGGGUUAAAUCUCAAACACUUGGAUUAGACUCAUGGUAAGGGUGCCACAAAUUGUGCAUCUGGGUUUCAAGACUUUAUAGCAAAUGCAAACAAGUGAAGUGCGACAUUUUGAUAUGUGAAAGGAGAGGACAAGGCAGGCUCAAACUAUUCAUAAUAACAAGUCGAGGCUGCUCUGGCAAAAGUCAGUGAGAUGCUGCAGUAGGUUUACAGCAAGCUUAUGUGACUCAACCUGUAGGUCAAGGAUUUAGGUUAAUAACAUUUCAGAUUAAAGAAGUGAGGUGAAGGGAUAUUCGGUGUCAUGGCAGCAAAAUCUAAGAGUGUGUAUAUCCCCAUAGACUGAGGCAAAGUGAGCAUUUACACACUCUACUGUAACGUCAUUGAUCAUUUAAAUCUCCAGACCUUAGACAGGAUCAGUCUUAAUCUAACAUCAAUAAAUGAAAUGCGUCUUAUGCCCAAUAGAUCGAUCACAGUUUUCCAGGUUCAUGCAGUGAGUAGUUUGGAGUGAUUCAGUUGUCCUCCGAUUUAUCAUUCAUUUAUUAUUCAGUGAGAACUGGUCUUGCUCUCAGACUCGGGUAAUAGGCACUGGACUCGGUCAUGACUCAGAAUUGUCUUGAGUGGGUUACACACUGCAAGAUCAUCAUGCUGACUUUAGGCUCCCUGACUUGAAGUUGUAAAUAUUUAAGAUGAUCAAUACUUACAGUACGAUCAGAAACCUCUAUGUGUGGAGCUGCAUAGUGUCUUGUGGAAAAACAGGAUAAUCUGGCAAGAUUGCCAAUCAGGAAGAAUAAAGACUUUUGAACAACAUUUUGCAUGAUCCGAUGUAAUUUUAGUGGAAUGAUUUUCAAGAAUGAGGACAAGGAUGUGAGAUUGCUUUGGAGUUAAAGUUUCCAUCUCUUGGUCCAGUUGUUUUACUGCUCAGCUAUGAAUCUUGCAUUAAUCCAACUCAAAGAGGAUGUGUUGGAUCUUUUGUACUCCUGACAUUUUCUAAUGCUAGAGGUGAACUUUGAGCAAAAACCAGGGCUGAAGAGGUUAAAAUAACUACAAACGCUCCCUGCAGAUUCUCUCUGACACACAACUCCUUGUACAUCGUACAUAACCAAAACCUAUCACUGUGAUAAAUUUCCCCUGAAUCAUUGUGAUGUGUGGCUCGCAUUUGUUAUUAAAAAUGACAUUGCUGCUGAAUCACAGUGUGCGGCUGCAGUCAGCUGGACACAUGUCCUUGAGCUGUUGUUAUUAUUUUGUGGCCUGCUGCCUCACCUCACUGAUCGCAACCCUGUCACAGUGUGUAAGACUCCAUCACUGUCAGCGUGUCCCUCAUAGAUUACUUUUUCUACCUGCUGACUGUUGUUUGGAGCUCAGAGCGCUAACAACUUAACGCACACUGAAAACUGAACAGAUUGCAUGUGACCUCUGUCUUGCAGGAGAUGUGCAGCAUCAUUGUUAUACAAGAAUGCUCGCUACAAAUCCACUCAGCGACUGGGUUUUGAUUGACUGGAUGGUGUGUAGUAAAUAUUAGCAUGGCGCCAGUUAAAUCACACCUCUGACUGUACUUAGAGAUAGCUAAUGCAUGUCCAUAACCUCCCGUUAAAAAGUAAAGCCAAAGAUAGAGUCUGCCUAAAUGGAAAGCUUGACAGGGAAACCACUUACAUGUAGCUCUGGCCUUUAUUGGUCUUGUACUGGGGCUGGUGUGACUCAAUGGCAGCUAGCCAUCUUUGAGUCACAGGGCUGGCAGUUUGAUCCCAGCUUCCGCACUCACAUGUUGAAGCGUAAAUGAGUAUGAAUGGAGAAAAGCUCGUACUGAUGGUUUCCUAUAUUAGCGUCCUCUGCCAUCAGUGUGUGUAUGUGACAAGUGGUGCGAGUGCUUUGAGUGGUCAUAGAAACUAGAAAAGCACUAUAUAAGUCCAUUUACCAUUUUCUGGUCUGUUUUGAGAGAAGACUCAGAGCACAACCUUUCCACUGGAUCUUUGAGGCAUAACCAACAGUUUACCGAGCAAUCAAAUUACUUAUACAAGAACCUGAAUAAAGAUCUGUAUUCCUUUCUUUUUAUCACCGGCUGUAUAACCUUCUUAAAAAUCUAGUGCGCAUUAACACAGGGGAAUUACACCAUAAAUAAUGAAAAGAAGGGUAAUAAAAACACGGCAAGAAGGGGGAUAGAAACAUAAUAGGUUAGUCUUAUCCAACAGGUCUACUUUUUCUCAUGAAUGUUUCUCUUUGAUUUAAAUCUCUGUUUAUAUUAUUAUAUCAUUACCAUUAUAACACAUGGAUAAGCAACUGUAGUUAUCAGAUUUCACUCUAAAAUAGAGUUUUUCUGAUUCUGUAUGGGCUGUCAUUAUUCGGGGACCCUCUUUGUAGGAAAUCUAUGAGAGAGAACAGCCUAUAUGCUCUCUUAUGGGUGCAAUGUGAGUCUGUGAUUAUAAGAAAACAAGGAAAAAAUACUUCAGAUUUACUUUCCUGAUAGUUUAAUUCAAACAUAAUCUACUUUUCAGAUGUCCAUGUGAAAAUAUUCGUAACACUUAAUUUGACGCCUAUCUUUAUAACGCAUCAUAAAUACAUGUAUAAUGUGUUAUAAUCAGGUUAUAGCACUGUAUAACUAUAAUUAUAAACACUCAUAAAUGAUCAUUAUGCUUUUAUAGCAACAAUCAUAACACGUUAUAAUGCAUUUUCAUGACUUACAAGGUCAGGUAUUGUGUUACGCUUUUAUUAUAAAGCCUUAUGAUAGUUAAUGAGUGUUAAUAAUGUGUUUAUAAUAGUUAUACAAGUUUAUAAGCAAAUUAUAACACAUCAUACAUAUAUGUAUAAUGCAUUAUCUGUGUGGGCAUUGUCUGUGAGUUGUUAACAGUUAUAACACACUAUAAUACCUGACCUUGUAAGUCCUGAUAAAAUGCUUUAUAAUGUGUUAUGAUUGUUGUCGUAAAGCAUGAUGAUCAUUUAUGAGUGUUUAUGACUAUAGUUAUACAGUGCUAUAACAUGAUUUUAAUGCAUUAUACGUAUCUUUAAAAUGCGUUAUAUAGAUAGGCGUCAAAUAAAGUGUUACCAAACUACAUUAUGAAACCGAAGUGUUGGUGAACCUCUGCUUUAUGAUAUACUGUGCAGGCUUGGCACAUUUAAAGGGGGAGUCUAAAGGCCACUCAUAGAUUUGUAAGUGUUUCAUUAAAACUCCAGUUAUCUGUUUAACUAUUAUGUAUCUCUGAUUAACUGCAUACCUUUUGUUUCUGCUGCCACAGGAGUAAUUUAUGCAUAAUUUAUGCAUAAUUUAUGCAUAAUUUAUGCAUAAUUUAUGCCGUUAACGUGGCAACAGGGAGUCAGGAUAGAGAGAUAUGAGGCAGGACAGAGACAGCGCUCAGGGCACAUUAAUUAGAAACAGUGAUGUGUAGUCCUGUGGAGAUAUUAGUCUUUCAGAAAGAAUUAGACCAGUGAUUAGGGAGGUCUGAUGAUGUGAAGGUUUAUCAUUUUGUGGAAUAAAAAUGUCAUCCAUGAGAAGGUCAUUUUAAUCUUCUUCUUUUGUGUCACUUCAGCAUAUGUCUUAUAACAGUGAUCAGUCCCAAUCGGCAGCAGGUUUAGAGUUAGAAAUAUCAAACUGCAGCUCUAAAAAAAUGACUUAAAAUAAGUUAUUACCAAGAGAUUUUUUUUGUCCAACACUUUGAUGAUGUGACUGUCGUGAGUGGUGCCAUCUCCAGGGGGAAUUAUUGGGCUUAUGUUAUGUUAUGUUUGCAAUAAAAACAAUAAAACUGUACAUUGAUGUAGGAAAGUAAUCCAUCAGGAAUGUGUUGUUGUUACUAACCUGCAGCAGCAACACAAUUACAUGUCACUUUCUGUUUUGUCCUCCAGGUGGCGAUGGCGCCAGAGGCCCCUAAUCCUUUCCCAACGGUUGAUGUGCCUGACCAUGCCCACUACACCAUUGGCUCAGUUAUUCUCGCCAUCGGCAUCACAGGCGUGGUCGGCAACUUCCUGGUCAUAUACGCCUUCUGCAAGUAAGAAAAACUGCUAUGCCCAUAUUUGGUCAUAUAGUUCCUGUGAAUCAGAAAUAGCUCUCAGAAGAUCAUUUAAAGUCAUAAACUGCUACUUAUUGAGUGAACCGAAACACUUUUGGUGUACCAAAAAUCUCACACUCAGUUUUCAGUUCAUGAUUAUUUGACUGGCGUUUGAUUUGGUGUUGAAAAAAAGACACAUUUACAAACUCCUAGAUCUAUAAUUUAAGUUGCACUAGCUUAAUAGACAGUUAGUUCAGGGUUCCCUCAUAGGAAAAGUUCCAAGUUAACCUCUUGUGUAAAAAUUACCACAAAGUUCAGCAAAGCCCACCAAGUGUAGCCUCUGUGCAAGUGUAUAUCUCUUUCUAGUAACUAGGAUAACAUAAAUGUGAUGGGCCCUGGUGCAGAUCUUUUUUGGGCCCCCUUCCUUUUGCCCAAAAUAGAAGCAAACACUCGUGCGGGGAUACAUGCACGAACACGCACAACCGCUUUAAAGAAUUUUAAAGCAAACAAUAUAUGUCACCCUGCAGAGACUCACACUCACAGCACAACUCUCAUCAAAAACAGCCAAAGAUCUGAAGCGUAGACAGCAGCUGUAGCAAGAAAUUUAUCUGCCUUAGACCACCACAGCUGAUUUAUUUCAACUAUAAAACAUCCGUAUUGGUUUUGGACUAGAGUUGCCUUUCACUGUAUGUUGACAAGUGUAAAAACUCAGCCAAAAGAGAAUUGCAGGAGUUAAAUGCCCACACAUCACAGAUGAAGCCUGUUAUCUGAUUAUAUUUGUCUUUUAUCCUCGAUCCAUAAGUUAUCAUGUGACAUGUGGUCAUAAGGUCAUUGGAUGUGCUAAGUAGUAUAUCUCAGUGAUCCUUCAAAGCUUGGAGAAGAAAACGGCCAGAUCUAGUUAGAAAGUGGUAGAAGUGAAAUUGUAAAAACGUAGUCAUGUAACAUUUGAAUAAGCACGGAUAAAAAUAAAAUGAUUGAAGGCUGAUGCUGGCGUUGCACCAGUGAUAGAGAAAACAUGUGUUUUGUUAUAGCUGUUAUUUUGCCAUGGAAUAUUCAUAUUUGCCAUCAGUACAAAAGCAGAGCUUAGGCUACAGACCAACUGCUCCUGUCAUGCCACCUACUUCUGCUGUUUUCAAUUGAGGCGUGAUUUCAAUUGAACCAGCUCCAAAGGGUUAUUUCCUCAACAGUACCCCACCGUUUUCUAUAAAAGCAUUACUAACCCUUACCCAGCGAGGGAGAAAAGCUAUUAAAAAGAAAAGCCGCCAUCCUGCUCCAUGUCGCUUUGUACCCCAGCAUGCUUUGCACAGUGAAAUAGCUUAUUGUAGUUGUAGCAAUAAUUUUCGACAAAAUGAAACAUUUUAUUAUUUUUGGGGUGUUUACAGAUAUGAAUGAUCGAUUAGAGUAAUAAAAGAACUAAAUCUUAUCAGCUCACUGCAGUGACAUUUAUCAAAUCAAUCCACCUGCAAGAUAAAGAUAAACGCAAAAUCCACCUGCAAUUUAAUGAAUGAUUUCUGUCAAGGCUAAGGUAAGGAUUGAUUCCAGGCAAGGAAAAUUAUUAUAAUUAUUGUAAUAGUCUGUUCGCCUGUGUGGAACUCAAUAGAAAUCACAUUGAUACGUCAAUGCACAAGCCUUCAUCAUUUAGAAGUGACAAUGGAGACACGGUCUGAUAAAAAUCUAGUGUGCCAUUUGUACUUGGCAAGAACAAAUGUUGGUUUUUCUGUACAUAUCCAACACCUGUUAAGAGCUCAAUCAAAAGGUUACUGCAGUGGCUGAGCUUUUCUGCUUUUAAACUACAGCUUCACAGUCAGGCUACAAACACAUAGGGAGAGGAUGUAUUGACAUAUCUUAUCUAAGUCAUAUAAAAUGUGUUUGAGGAGCCAGUAAACCUAACUUAGAGGAGCCAUGUCAUGAAUUAAGCUGAAAAUCUGUUGUAUUUUCUGAGCUGUAUUUGGUCCCACAGAGCUGAAUUUCUGUGUUGGUCCAUGUUGUAAACUUUUUGAAAAGGAAAUGACUUUAUUAGAGCUCAGGGACACAAACGGUGACUUUUUUCAUGAAUAACUCUGAAUGUAAACAGAACUUUUGUGUAUUUAUGAGCAUCAUCCAAAGGGCAGGUCUGGCACAGGUCUGCCUGGUUUUGAUUAUACUGUUAAAAAAUGAAACUCCAUCUUUUUUUGAUGCAAAGUAGCAGCACUGAGUAGCAGCACUUGUGAAUACUGACAGUGAGGGACAGAUUGGAUCUACCAGCAUCCCAUCAACCAUAUUAUGUAUAAUAAACCAAUACUAAGAGAACAGCAAUCCGACUGUGUGCACUCCGUUUUUUCCUGUCGCUAAGCUUAUUAAGACCUUAUUUUUAUACUUCUCUGCUUUAAGGAUGUAGACAAGCUUUAGUUUUACAACAUUUGCUUGGUGUAAUAUGUAAAAAUAUUUACAUAUAUUUACAUAAAAAUAUUUAAAAAUUUUUGGUAGAGAAAAAGCAUUGUAAAGCUAAAAGAAUGGUCAACUGAUUAUUGUCUAACUCUUACCCCCAAUAUCCACUGCAUCCAGAACGGCUACAAAAAGGCCGUAUCCGCCAAUCGUAGCUGAUGGUAGCCAUUCAAGUUAGUGUGUCAAUUUCCACCGGCUUCUUUCCGUUCCGCUGCGGAUGGCCGGACUCCGCAGCUGAUCGCAAGAGUUCUGUUUUUCAGGAUGCCGGGGCAUGCCGGAAAAAUUCAGUACAGAUUAAUCUGUGCUGGAAAGGAAGUCGGGCACAGACACAAAAUAAAACAUUCAGCUUCUUUUCAAAACAAAACACUCCAUGUUUCAGGCAGAUCGUAUUUCACUCCAUGCAAGCAGGCAGGCAGGGACAAACAAGUGAAAGGUUUAUAGACAGCAUUUCAUCCCGAUGACACCAUGGAUGAGGAGAUGCUGAUUCUAAAAGUAGAUUUUCUCCUCUGGAAGGACACAAUCUUCUGCUUAUAUGGUUAUACGGAGCAGUUCUGGUUGCGGUGGAAAUUCGGGGUUCGACUGACAGUCAGUCUGCACGAGUUUUUGUUUUUCAGUCUUGGUGUUGAAACCAAAACCAAAAAUAAUACACGAGUGGGACAAACACUGAUUUCACUGUAAAUCUUCUUUAAAGCUGCAGAGUUUUCACACUCAGGUUUGAAUCUCUUAAUGUUUGAAACCGGCAGCACUCAAGACCUGUAUUGAGCUGUGGUUUUAAUCGACGGUUUUAAUCGACCCUGUGCUCCGUCUUUUAUCUUCCAUCACAGUAAACGUCUUCCUCUGAAACACAAAGUGGAACAUUUUCUAACUCCCCUGAAAAAGUGUCAGCACUUAAGUGAGUCCCUCUCGCUGAUCUCUCAUUGAUCAGAGAAUUUAAAGAGCCGGCAUUGACUUUUCAUUACACGCAGACCUGCUCUGAUGGGCCUUCCAUCAAUUAGAUGUUGAAUUUAGGAAGAGUGCACCACAGAGAGAUUUUUUUGCGAUGACUACUCUUCAUCCCCUGAAACGUUUAACCCUUAGGAGUGUUUACACCUGCUGCUAUUGCUGAUAAACUCAAAACAUCAGGACAAAUAGCAGUGGUCAAAGACACUCUGGGCUUAGUGUUUAGGGGCUUCUGUUGCAGUGAGGAGAUUUUCAGUAAUGUGUAUUGGCAGAGCGUCCUCUGUGUGCUGGCUAUCUCUUAAACACCACCAAUAUCUUUUGUAAGUGGGGUUGUUUGGAUAUUAGUCAAUAAGUGCAUUACGGACCACUUUGUUUAAAAAAAAAAAGUAUACAAGAAAACAGCAGUUAGGCCUAACCUUUAAGACCAAACCUUAAUUGUGAUAAAAAAUGCGCAGUCUUUUUAGAGUGUUAAGCUAUAUCCUUUCCUUUAGUUUGGAUGUGACACAGACAUGAGUUUAUCUCCUAUAAAACAAUCUCUCUUACAAAAACUGAUGCUUGAACAGACACACCAGUAAAAAGUGUCCAAUUGAGUGAACAGGGACAUGUCUUCUACCUAGAAAGCCAAUUUGCCAACAUUCCAAACUAUCCCAUAAUCCUUUAUGAUGACUGACAGUCUGUGGUUUAGACUUAAGUUUCAAAGCAUCUUUAUAGGCUCUGAUGAUGGGCCUCUGAGUGCUUAAAGAGGGCUUUUUAUGCAUUUAUGCCUCAUUUAUAGCUUUACAUGAUUUCAAGAUUUAAAAUGAAGUCUUGUUUCUAAUUAUUUAAGCCUCCAUUUAAAAUGCCUUGUUUUAGCUGAUGUCUCUUACUGUCAAAAGUGUGGCAAAAACAUCAAGUUUGUCAGCAUUUUGAAUCAAUGUACAAUAUACAGCUGCUAAAAUCAUUGGCCUCCCCACACCCAACCUUACAGAAUUAAAUAACAGGUUCAUCAUUCGACUGGCAAACACAAUAGUUCAAGACAUCACUCACCCAUUACACCGACACAUCAGUCCACUACCCUCUGGGCGCAGGUACAGAACACUGAAAUUCAGGAGGGCCCGUCUUGGGAAAAGCCUGAUUCCUGCAGCUAUCGCCGCCCUCAACAGCAGGCCCCGCUGACCUAUCUGACCAGCCUGUCACCUCUUGCUGUUGUCACUGUCCCACACUAUCUAUGUCUGUCCUUACUGUUUGUUGAUGUUUGUAAUGUGCAAUGUCGUUGUCUUUCCUAUAACGUACAGUCAGUGAAGAUGAAUUUCCCCAAGGGGACCAAUAAAUCAAAUCUCAUCUCAUAUUCAGGGUUUUUUUUUUAAUUACUUUUAACUCAUCAGAGAGCAUAACACUUUACAUUUGUAGUCACAACACUUUAAGGGCCAUGCUUUGUCUAAUGUACCAUUAAUGUGAUUGGACCUGAUAAAAUCUGAUAAGUGGACGUUCUGACAUACAUUGAUCCAAUGAGCUGUAUGUGUUUUAGCUGUAUGGAUGAAUAUAUUUUGAAUUUCUACUCUUUUGUAGUCAUCUUUAAAUCAAAAUCUUGAUCAGUUUUUCCCUUGCUUUGACUCUAACCUCCUACUCACUGAAAAUGAUAACAGUGAGCAUAGCUUAUGUUAACUUUCCUUUAAACUGGACUUCGCUAAAACUAACCUCCAAAGAAGUGAAGGGAGCAUAGCUACAGCAACACAGUAGUUCAAUAAACUCUGAUUAUUUUUUCAUUUGGCCAGUUUUUUUAAGUCAGUGUUGUUUUAAAGUCUUUUUAUUUGAAUCAAUUCCUCUUUAAAUAACUGCUGUAAAAAUUGAAGUAUUAGUUCUAUGGCUGUAAUCAACCAAAGAAAAUCUUGGUCGACUAAAACCCUGAAAUUUUUGAUAAAAAAAUCAGGGGUUUCGACUCUGACGGCAACCCCUUCUGUGGCAGGGGACGACGAGGCUUGGCGGAGCGCAGCUCGACAGGGUUGAAAAUAUACUAAAAUCAGCACAAGAAGGCAAUUAAACACAAAUAUUAUAUUCAGCAGACUGCCAGACGUUGAUUAACAUGGACGCUCUUCAGUCUUCCUGUCGCCAGCCGGUCUACAGUUGAUUGGGCGAAUCCAAAAUGGUGAAAACAAGGGGGUUUUUCUGAGACAGGCUGUUACCUGUGAAAUGAGGGUGCUCUGAAAACAUCCCCAUUAGCACUGGGUACGUUCCUCCUGAUGAAAUUAACCAAAGACUGUAAAUUGACGCGGAAAAAAAUCCAGUCGACCAAUCAGAAUUUUAGUCAACUCAGCCUGUAUCAACCAGUAAGUUGACCAGUCUAGGACUUUACAGCCCUAAUUAGUUAAUAAUUUUGACCAGAGUCAGGUUAAAUUUCACUGCCUUGCAGUAAGUAAAUAACUUUUUACUCCGACAGUAUUUUGCUCACUUUGCACCACAACCACCAUCAGAGCAGCAAUUCAGGUUAAUAAUUGAAGUUCAUGAUUUUAUACAUUUGCAAAUUACAAACGACAACAAUUUAUGGUCCAUUUAAAGGAAGACACACUCAUUUUCACCCAUCAUUAUGUCAGUGUGGACACCUAAAAUGAUGUUUUGUGUGAUUUGCUGCUCAAUAAAACUCCUUAUAUAUUGUAUACUGGUGCCCUUGGAAACCAUAAUUUCCGCACUAUUCAGCUUCUGCCUGAAAUGUUUCUUUUGGCUGCUUUCUCAAUGAUGCUCUUACUUCCUGUUUUUUUCCCACACAGUUUUAUAGCCAUGAAAUGACCUUAAAGCUGUGCCUUUAAAGAAACAACAUCUGAAGCUAGCUGUUAUUGCCCACUACGCUCCUCAUUUAGCCCUGAUAACAUACAUUAGCUAUUGUUACACAAGCUGCUGCUGUUACGAUGUUAUUCACAGCUUCUUGUGGUUCUGAUCCUUUACGGAUAGCCUUUAUGUUUACAGAUGAAACAGCUCCAGGUUUCAGCAACUUGUGCUGACCUUUGUUUACAAAGGACUCAUAAAUGAAGGCAAGCAUGAACAGCUAUGAUGUGGUUUUUGUCACCACAAACACUUAAAAUCUUCCCACAGUUUUUUUUAUGUCUUAGCCGUGUCUUUCCUCCGCACCCCGAGAAACACUUUACGAGCCAUACUGACUGAAUCAACAAAGUGAAAAAUAGAAAAAGACAAGCAUCGUUGACUUACCUGACUUACAGCAGUGUUUCCUUAAUAAGUACAUGUACUUUUGAGAUGACUACCUGCAGGGAUGUUGGUUGAAUGAUAACCAAUAUGUAAGGAAGUGUCAAGACAGUGUCCUAUUUCGCCUGCUCCUGUUGAAAAGUUAAAAAUGCCCCAGAAAAAGCGAGGAAACAUUUCCGCUUUUUUGAUUUUAAUAUGGUGUGUGUGUGUGUAUUUCUGUGUGUGUGUUACAGGAGUCGCAGCCUGCGGACACCAGCCAACAUGUUCAUCAUUAACCUCGCAGUCACAGACCUGCUAAUGUGUGUCACCCAGACACCCAUCUUCUUCACCACCAGCAUGCACAAGAGGUGGAUCUUUGGAGAGAAAGGUACCUGCACACACACACACACACACACUGCAUACACACCUCAUUGUAACAGCCGCUGCAGUUAUUUAUUUAUCAGACUUUCUUUAUUAUUGUUAGCGUGAAAGUAAAGAUUGUCUCGUCACCCUCUCUUCUCCUUCAGACCUUGAAAUCAGUUUUAAUUUCCCACCCUGACAGUGAGAAACAGACAAUCUGAGCUCAGACAUGUUUGCAUUCAAGUCAAUCCUCCUCUGCGUCCCGGGAGAUCCGCUCUGAGGUCAUUUUAAUAUGACAGUGAGUGGGACGCUGGUGUUUAAUUCCCAGAGCUAAAAGAAAAAGAGAAGGACAAGCAGAGGAGGUGUUGAGUAACUGCUUUUUAUUCAUUGGAUUUUAAGUGAAAAUUUGGUGUGAACGCUUUAAAAGAGAGACUAAAAAAGCACAGAUUAUUAUUUCAGAUUAAGUCAUUUCAUAACCUGUGUUUUGUUUAAAGGGUCAGUCCACUCAUAUUACAAAAAGAAACAUACUUUAGAGUCUCCUCAAGAAACUGGUUAUGUUUUUGUUUUCUCAGAAGAAAUAUCAGUCAGAAUCCUGUUUUUAGUCUGUCCUUGAUUAAAAUGUGAACUUUUUAAAGUUACAGGGUAUCAAUCAGUCCAGGAUAUUUAAGGACUUUGACCAGGAUGUAAAGAUCUGAAUCUGUCCUCCCAAAUACCACAAAGCGAUAUGAAGACGACUUUAAAUCAUUUGCAGCUCUCCCUGAUGUUAAAGUGAUUGUUGCAUGUAAGCUUGGUUUAAUUGGAGCAUCUGAGUAUGGAGUAUUAAAGGGAUAUUCCGGCGUAAAAUUAAGUUAAGGGCAAACACACCGUAACACUGAGUUAAACACCCAAUCGAGAGACUAAUGUUGCUGACCGCUUGCUUCUCUAGUUAUACCAUCCUUAGUAAUGACCGCACGAUAGCAAUACACAGCGGUCCCAGGAGCCACGCCCUCAACCUAAAAGCCACUCUAUAGCCACAAAUAAUGCUCAGAACAGCACCUAACUUCAUCAACAGUACAAAUAGGGCCCCAGCCAUAGUACUAGCCACCAAACAUCUUUUUAGUUUUGCCUAAUUUCUUUAGCAAAGAGACUAAACACAACUCACCUACUCUCCUCCAGCAGCCGCUUGCUCAGGCGAGUCCAGUACGGCAGCAGGGUGACACAGCUCAAGGAAGAACAUUUAUGACCAUAACUUUAUCAUUUCCUUGAAGUUAUAAUCACCAUAUUAAUCAUUUUGCACUGCAGAAUGGUAGACCCCAUAUAUACUGUUGAUGAAGUUAGGUGCUGUUCUGAGCAUUAUUUGUGGCUAUAGAGUGGCUUUUAGGUUCAGCAUGUGGCUCCUGGGUCCACUGUGUAUUGCUAUCCUGCGGUCGUUACUAAAGUUUGUACAACGGGAGAAGCAAGCGGUUGGCAACAUUAAUCUCUCAAGGGGGUGUCUAACUCAGUGUUACGGUGUGUUUGACCUUAACUUAAUUUUACACCGGCAUAUCCCUUAAUGGGCUCUAUUUUGGUGCCUCGCCGGAGACGUGCCGCAAGCGCAGAGUCAAUCAGAUCCGCCGCGCUGACAAGGCGUUCCCAAGCACAUUUUGGUAUUUUGGUGAGCCGCGCAGCCCGGCGUAAGUAUCCCCCCUCCCUAACUCAGCUCCUCCCGGCAGCAUAAAUCAUAGACGGGGAGGAGAGAGGGCGUAAAGGGGUUUAACACAGCCGAGACCUGUUUUCACCAAUCAUAUUAGCUCCUCUCCUCGCCUUUAAAUCCGCCACAGGCGAGGCGUAUUAGUAUUUUCAUGAAGUAGUCAAAGAGAUCAAGAGAUGUCUGAAGAAAGUUAUGCCACACGAUGGCGACAGAGGGCAGCUGCUCAACAAGUGUCCUCCACACUCUCUCAUCUGAGCACAGAUGAAUUUGGUGUGCGUAAUGUUGGACCCACUGGUAAGACAAACACCCUUUUCCACAAAUAAAGACACUCACAUAAAGUUGCAUAUAUUCAAACCUCACGUGACAAAGGUGGGUUUAGCGCACAGAUCACAACAUAAACUCCAAAAAGGCAUUAAAAUCGGAACCAUCUGUGCGUAAAUGACACAUCGCGCUCCGUGGCCUGGCUCUUUCUUUCAUAGAUGUUGGCAUAUAAAAUAAAUUUGGCUCACAAAACGGAAUUUUAUAAUAUCCGUAUGUCGGCUUAAAGUAGAUAACGCAUCUGAGCACUGAAACAAAUCAUCUGUUCAGCCGCAGCAGCAGCAGGAAGACGGACAGAGGACACGGAGACGUGUCCAGGUCGAGCUGUGCGAGAAAUAAGAGGAAGAAAGAAAAGGAGGGAGACACAUUACAUAUCUUGUUAACUUCAUCAUGUGUGUUUAUUUACUAGAUAUUUAAUUUAAUUUGAUGCAGUUUCAGCUGUAUUGAUUCGGUCAGGUUGUGUGUCCAAACGCGUGCCAAACGCGCUCAUCAGAUCAGAUAUAGAUCAGAAUAUAUCGAUAUAGAUCUAAAUGUAUGUGCUGACUCAGAUUAAUAGUUGUUGAUCAUUAUUUAUUGCACUGAAAUCUGCCUGACACUGUGGAAACCUGCCGGUGAGGCAUCAGUGACGUAUGUCGAUACGACGUUGGUCUACCAAAAUACUACUGGACCAGCUGCGUUCCGCCUUGCGCUGAAAGCUGACCAGGUUUGAAUCGGCGAGCUUUCAGCGCAGUUACACGCCAGUGGCGAGCACGAAAAUGUCACUGCGCCAGCUGAUUCUGUCAACACCUCCCCCUGCCACGCCACCACGCCCAGCUUGGCGGAUCUCGGCUCGCCUCCGUGCGACUCAGUCCACGAAAAUACCAAACUCGCCUUACACCGGGCUCCGCCAGACGAAAAUACAACUGCGCGGGGCUCGCCGCCCUCCGCCGCCUCACCGGCGCGAACGAAAAUAGAGCCCAAAGUCUGCACUAGCAACCACCUCAACAAAUGAAUAACAUGUACCAUAAGGUGCGGUUUUGCUCUAGUAGACUGCUUCAGUUGCAAGUAACAAAACAAGCCCCACUGGACCUUAUAAAAUUUAGUGCCUUUAACAAAGCCAAUCUUAGCAGGCCUUUUUUUACAUGGACAGCUGUUUCUUUUAUCAUCUGUGUGGUCCUCUUUCAAAUAAGGGGCCUGUAAACUCAGUCCAAAAACCCUGCUAAUGGCAACCAGACCCCCCUACAAAAGUAGCAAUUUUAUCUUGCAGAACACAGGAAUUACAGGUCUAUUACUGACUCAAAAGUUGUUUUCUGUGAUGUUGUUGUCUUAUGAAAAUGCUCCGUUUCAUGCAAACUAAACUAAACUAUUUUGACACCAAAAUCACACAAAAAGAAGAAAAGAAAAACAUGUGAAGAGAGAGGCAAAAAUAAACCAGCAGCAGCUCACCUGGUCUGAGAGGGAAAGUGACAGCAGCGUUUAGAGUCUGGGUGCAUUUGUCCCCCAAGGAUGAUGUCGUAGUCAUUAUUGUGGCUUCAAGCUUAAGCACCAAGGAAUGAAUGAAUAAAUGGGAUCAAAUGAAUGAAUGAACUUGCUGAUGUUGUAGUAGAACAAGGUCAACAGGUCCUUUAACACCGUCACAACACCUGUUUGAGGUUUUCAUCAGUGUUAACAAACCAAAGUCAGAUUUACUGCUCUCUUAUCUACACAUUCAUAGCUGUGCUCUGUGUGAUUAAAAAUGCAUCCUAGCAACAGUCUGUCCUUCAUAACAACAGUGUGCUAUAGAGAAAUAACAGACGGUUGUUUUGAAUUGUUAAAAUGUAGUAACCAAUAAAGAGCAAGUCCAAUAAUAUUCAGGCUAAUUUAAUAUACGUCUAAAAUACUGACCACUUCCCACACACUAGCGCAACCAUUUAAACUAUUAAAAGUGUUCACAAAUUUGAUUUUCCUUUUUGUGUGUUUAGGUUGCGAGCUGUAUGCGUUUUGCGGCGCUCUCUUUGGGAUCUGCUCCAUGAUCACGCUGACGGUGAUCGCCAUUGAUCGCUACUUUGUCAUCACACGCCCUCUAACCUCCAUCGGCAAGUUAUCAAGAAAGCGAGCCUCCCUCAUUCUCAUGGCAGCCUGGGCGUACUCUUUGGGCUGGAGCCUGCCGCCAUUCUUCGGCUGGAGUGAGCACAUGCACACACGCACACUCACACACACACACACGCAUGUGGCCUUGUGUUGAGUACUGUACUGUUCUUAUUCUUUAUCUUAGCCUGGUUUGCCUCAAAGCUCUUCAUAUCACCUCAAAGUAAUUGCUCAUUUGUCCUUCAAAUCCUGCUUUUUAUUGGUUCAGGCCAAGUUCACACUGCCUCACACACACACACAUACGUUAACAUGUGUUUUGUUUUUCUCUUCCUCUCACCUGGUUUUCAUUCAGCUCAGCAGGCUGUAUCUCACACUUUUAUGUAAAUCACGAUGUAUGGAAACAUAAAUCUCCUCAUUAAUCUUCCUGGGUCGGCAAGAGAAACUCUCCAGGCUCAGUCCAGGUGGAAAAUGUUACACAUCAAUGUACAGUUUGUCUUUAGCACUUUGUGAUGUAUGUGUCUCAAUUCUUGUUUUUAUUCUCGUGAGCACUGUGUGUUCCCUUGAGGAGAGAUGGAAGAGAGAGAGGAGAGAAAUGAAAAUGAAAAUAUUUCUCUUUGAGUGUAUGAGUUCAGGUCUGGUGAAGAUGAUCGAGGGACUAAAUGCUCUCAUGAGAGGGUCAGCUUUUGAAACAGCAGUAAGGAGACUGAACUGUUAUUCCUAUAAAUUUGAUCACUUUGCAUUUUUCCUCAGAAUAUUUUUGCAUCUUGUCUAAACAGAGAAAAGUGGGACCAGCUGUUAUUUUGAAGUCGAAGUUCAUUUCAGCCCCUGGGUGUUUCAGGAAACAGGGGGGAAAGAAAGUUAGCAUAAGAUGGAAAAAGUAAUACAAAACAUUGUCGUUUCAGUGGUAUAAAGUCAUUUUAUAAAUUAAUCAAUCUGUGUUAUCUUCACAGGAAAAAGAAACUCACCAUCCAUAGAUAAUGAACUUUUCCCUGUGUGCAAUAAUAUAGCGUUUAAUCAAGAUCAUAUUCUGAUAACAGCUGUUGAAUAUCAAUAUCAGCCCACGAAGGAAAGAAGUAAUCUGCAGAUUCAUCCACUGUGAAAAUAAUAAUUAAUUGCUGCAUGAUUCAAAAAAAGACACACACAAAAAAAAAAACUCCAAAUGAGCUCAACUUAAUAUAACUCCAACUCUUGUACAACAUCCUUUAAAGUUCCUGAGAGGACUUUUGAGGUCUGUGGAUUUUGUGGAUGAUGGAAAGACUGACUCCUAUUGGAUGUUACUCUGUACAUUUAAGUAGAGAUUUUUGAACAUUUAAUUUUUUAAGAAGAUAUCAAUAUAUUAGAUCUAGGGUUAGAGUUAGGAGUUGAGUAGGAGGCAGUUUUGUGACUCCAGUCUCUGGAGGCUUUUAUUAGAUCUCUGUAUUCAGCUUCUUGUCCAUUUCUGAUACAUGCAACAAUAGCGGUGUCAUCUGAGUAUUUCUGGAUGUGGCAGGACUCAGUGCUGUAUUUAAAGUCUGAUGUAUACAGUGUGAACAGGAAUGGAGCCGGGACUGUCCCUUGUGGAGCCCCUGUACUGCUCAUUAAUGUCCCAGAAACACAGUUCCCCAGCCUGACAAACUGUUGCCUUCCUGUCAGGUAAUCUGUGAUCCAGGAAACACAGGAAGGAUCCACUCCCAUCUCUGUGAGCUUGUCUUUGAGUAUGUUGGGUUGGAUGGUGUUGAAUGCAUUUGAAAAGUCAAAGACCAUGAUCCUCACGUAAACCCCAGGUUCCUCCAGAUGAGACAGGGCACGGUGAAGCAUGUAGAGGACAGCAUCAUCCACUCCAAUGUGUUCUUUGUAUGCAAACUGCAGGGAGUCUUUGACCUCAGACCUCAGAAGGCAUAGAAUCAGCCGCUCUAGGGUUUUCAUGAUGUGUGAAGUGAGGGCCACUGGUCUGUAGUCAUUUAGUACAGCAGAACAUUUUGUUUUUGGUACUGGCACAAUGCAGGUCAAUUUUAUUUCAAUUUUAUUUCAAUUUAAGAGCAGAAUAUUGAAUUUUGUUAAACAAUUUAUAAGGUACACACCACAGGACUUUUAUAUGCAAAAUAAUACUGAGGUUUACUACAAGGAAAAGUCUGAAUCCUCCCCUUGUAUUAUUGUUUUUGGUGUAUUUAAAGCUCCUGUGAGAAGUGUUUUUAAAUCGUGAUGAAACUGAAAUGAAAACUGAUGUCUCUUGAGGGCCUAUACAAACAAACAAGACCACCAGAGAGUAGAGAUAGAGACAUAUUUAAAGUUAUAGUGAGAAAGUUAUUGUCACACAUCAAAUCUGGAUGAAAUUUUUCACUCUCGUGUUCAUGUGUUCAGGAAAAGGUCGGCAAAGAGAUCAGAGGCAUUACUUUGUCCAUGGUGAGUACCAAAGUGAUUACGAACCGAGAGUUACUCAUGGGGAUUUGGAGGUGCAGUCCGGUGUUUGACCAUGCACUAUUGACACAUAGCAGAGGACACAUAUUUGACAAUUGGACAAAGAUAGACCAAGAGACGUGUUCAAAGGAGAAGAGGGACUAAAAGGUUUUUAGAGUGGUAUUCAAACUCUCUCUGCAUGUGUGUCUGUCUCUCCUUUCUCCCAGGUGCUUACGUCCCAGAGGGCCUGUUGACUUCCUGUACGUGGGACUACGUGACCUUCACCCCGUCAGUGCGAGCAUACACCAUGCUGCUCUGCAUCUUCGUCUUCUUUCUGCCACUCUUCAUCAUCGUCUACUGCUACGUUUUCAUCUUCCGUGCCAUCCGUAACACCAACCAGUGAGUCUGUCGUGUUGUUGAGUUUGUUUGUUUUUAUGGAGUGUCUCCUGGGUCUUUUGAUUUGUUUUUCUUUAGUCUAAGAGUGAAUUGAUUUUCAGCUCCCAGGAGUUGCUUUUAAUAAGAAGUUAAGCUACAACUACAGGUUACAUUUUCCCACCUCCGCACUACAAGUGUGUGUCACAAUGCACUUGCUCAAUCCCCAUUAUCAAAGAAUUUCUCUUUUGUAAAAUGCUGACAACACAUGGAAACGUCUGAAAUUCCUCUGAUUCUUCUGAAAAAGUUUGUGUUUGAGUGAGAAGUUAGACCUGAGAGAAAACCUAAAGCAGAGUGAUAACAGAGAUAUAAACUGCAAAGACCUGAAAGACUGUGAUACUGUGCAAGGUUAAAGGUCCUUACACACCAAGGCCGAAAUUACGAAAUAUUUGGAGGAGAAUUUUGAUGCCCCCUGACUAUACACUGGGUGGAAGCGAGAAGACUGACACAAUAGCAGACUGACUGGAUGAUUAGACACUAGUGUUGAGAUGGCCGUCUGUCAUGAUAGUAUGUACUGAGUCGGGGCCAGUACCGGAUAAGCACAUUAAACUAUAAUCCAUAAACGUAAGGUAACAACCGAUACCUAAUGGUGCUGUAACAGCGAUGUGAUUGAGUUUGAGACAGUGAAAAUACAUAUGGUAUGUUGUAUCUGAACAGGUUAGCUUACGAGCUAAAGUUACUUAGCACAGAUGAAAGUUAAAACAAAGACGUUUAGCAAACUGUUAAAGCACACAAACCAUCUUCAUAUGAGAGGUCUGAGGCUAUGACUCUCCACAAGUUGUCCUUCAGGUCGUUAUCUUUGUAAUGUUUGUGUCUUUUAUCAAAAAGCACUCUGUUCUCCGACACGUAGACAAUCAGCUGGUCGGCAAUGUUGGAUAUACCGGUGAAUCUGACGUCACAACAACACAAAAUCUGAUUGGUCAGAAGUGGACCCACAGUAUGCGAAACUUUAGAAAAAUUGACUAUGAUCCGAAAAAAUAAAUGCCGCAAUAUCGCAGGACGGGAAAACGUCGCUGAUGUGAACGCUUGUAUUGACAGGAUACGGGUUCGAAAAAAAAUAUUGACGUCCGAAAUAAUCGCACGAAGAAAAAAAAUGGUCCCGUGUGAAAGGACCUUCAGUUUUAUUUUAAGCAACAUAUUAAGUUUAUGCUUUGGAAAUCCCACUAAUGUUGAAGUUUGGUCAUUAAUUCUCAUUAGCUAGCUCUAGCACAAUCAUUUUGAGAUAUUCGUGUGCCUCUUAACCUGGUUUAAUGCCAAUACCUGUGCACUUUAACAGCAGCCGCCUGCUUGAGACCGACAGGAGACAGAUUUACAGGCCCUAAAAAUUCCUCUAGUUGUUUUCAGCUGCAGAAUAACAAGUCAUCAAAUUAGGGACUGCUGAAGUUUCUUUAAGCAGCAGAAAAGUUAGAGUUAACACAGUGUUAGAAAAAGCUGUGAAAUUCCCCUGGCAGUGUGAUGAGCCAAAACAGCAGCAGGUCUGACUUUUAGAUGUAUCUGGAGGGUCGAAUGAUCCAUGUGUUUUCUAUUUCCACUCUAAAUGACAAAAAACCUUUUUCACACACUGUUCUCACGUUUACACUUGUGUUGUGUGUUUUCAGGGCUGUGGGGAAGAUGAAUGGCAGCGUUCAUGGUCACGGCAGCAGCAGAGACUCGGUGAAGAAUUUUCACCGUUUGCAGAAUGAGUGGAAGAUGGCAAAGAUCGCUCUGAUUGUCAUCCUACUCUACGUCAUCUCAUGGUCACCAUACUCCAGUGUUGCUCUCACGGCUUUUGCGGGGUAAAACUAACACCAGCCGGCACACACUUCAUGAAGCACCAGUAAAACUAGUGUCAGUGUCACCGUCUCAGGUCCAAGUCAAAAUAGAACUACCCUAGGGCUGGGCAAUAGAACGAUAUGUACUGAAAAUUAAUUUCCCUCAAUAUCAAUAUAAAACAUGGUCAAUAUGCUUUUCAAUAGUCGGCAUUCUUACAUGUUUUAGUAGACUAUACAAAUAGCCAAUGAAAAGGGGAGUUGCUCCGGGUUCACUUCAGGCUGAACCAAUCAUGUGCUGAUUUAGAACCAAGUAGCAAACAACUGCGUAGUAGCAGGCUGCAGCUACACACAACCAUAGCACUUUAACACGUGAAGCCGACAGCACUGAUGGUGAGAAAAAGAAAAUGAGUGCUACCCCCAGCAGAAAUGCAGAUGAAGGCUCAACAGAUGAUGACAUUGUCGACAACACUGUCACAAAAACGUUGGUGGUGUGGAGGUUAUUUGUUCUUUUGAGGUUGGACAUGAAGCAGAGUAAUGUGCACUGCAAGUUUUGUCGAGUACAUGUUCUCCCAAAUUCGGGGAAUACCUCAAAUCUUUUUCACCACCUAAAGCAGUGCCACGCGGCAGAGCACACGGAAUGCAAAAGGUUACAAACCCAAGCGGAGCAAGGAGCCCAUGACACCUGUGAAGCCGAAACAGUCUCUUCGACAAAACAUUGAAGAGACACAAAGAUCUCACAGAUGUAGUAGCUUAUUGUAUUACGAAAGACAUGCUACCAAUAAGCACUAAGUUAAAUUUUAAAAUAUUGUGAUAUAUAUCUAUAUUGACUAAUAUGAAAAAAAUAUAUCAUGAUAAACUUUUUCCCAUAUCGCCCAGCCCUAACUUACCCAAGACUGAAAAUGAAGAUAUUUGAUGGAAUCUAAAUCAGAGACGUGUGGCUGAAUAUUUACUGCAGUCUUGUGUCUUAGUAGAAGGUAGCUUUUCCACAAUAAAAAAUAAGUAGACAGUUUUCAGGUUGCAUAAAUGGAGUUUAAAUUAGAGUUUGACUUGAUAUCAAAUCAUUAAGGUUCACCUAUUCUGCAUGUGUUUUUUACAACCUUCAUCAGUAUCAUCAUUCUCCUUGUAUUUCCUUUUUCAGGUAUGCUGAUAUGUUGACCCCCUACAUGAACUCUGUGCCCGCAGUCAUCGCCAAGGCUUCAGCCAUCCACAACCCCAUCAUCUAUGCUAUCACACACCCAAAAUACAGGUAACACACGUUCUCACACACGCAGACUCAGGUGAAUCAGCAACUCCUAAUUACAAUUCAGACCCUGUUUAAUGAAUUAACAAUUUAUAAACACUAAAACUUUAUCAGCAUGAGUUUUCUCUCCAGAUCCGUGUUUUUAAACUUCAGAGUGCAAUAAAUGACCAUCUUUACAAAAAAAAAAAGGCUUUGUCGAGAAAGCGGCUGGAGGACUGGAACAGAAAAUAGGCAGAAGGGGUCAGCUCUGUCACAUCAUUAAACUAAUUUGACAUUAACUUUAUCCAAAGCUCUGCUCUUGGUGUCGGUGUACGCUCUGUUUGAAGAUUUGUCUGAACUUGACUUUUCAAUCAGAAAGCCCAUCUGUCUCCCUCCUCUCCCGGGGUCCAUUAAGUCUCGUCAAGAUGGCUUUGUGUGUCCACAAUGAAUGGCGUGUCGUUGUCAUCGUCUUUGUGCUUUUUCCAACACUGUCAACAUCGACAUCAACUUCACUGUCACCAACACAGUCAGUGUCACCCUUUUUUUUUUUUUUCAAAGCCUGCAGAUCCGUUAGUGCACUACAGGUGAAAGAACAUGUACUGUAUGUGCCACAUCCAAGAAGAGUGUGAAAACAAAUGAUGGCAAGAUAAAGCAAUGACAUAUUUACAAAUAAAGCAUACACUUACUGUACACUGAGAGCAGUACAUUGGCUUUUCCUUCUGUUUUCUAAAACAGAAUAUAGAAGUUCCCAAAUUUAGCAAAGGAGCUUUUGUGUCCUUUUAACCCACUGGCUUGGUUCAUCACAUGGCAGCAAAUAAACAUGGCUGAAAUAAACUCAGAAAUCUCAUGUUUGUGUGUUAGAUACAGAAUUGAAAGGUAGACAUUGGGAAUUUCAAGCUAGGCUAACAAAUUAACAUGAUUUUCUCUCAUUAGUUUUACAGAAAUGUAGUGUUAAGGUGCUGAAACUGUUUUCAUGACAAACAAAAAGCAUGAUGAUUCAAAAUUCACAUAAAGGACAAAAAGCUGCAGAAAGUCUCUGAUGUCAGUGAUAGGUAAAAAGAAAAUAUGUGUCUGUUUACAUCUUUUUUUUAUAUCCUGACAUAUGAAGUGAAACAUUCCGUAUAUUGUAGAGUUUAGUUAUUAACAGGGCCACGCAGAGACUUUUGGAGGGGCAAGUGCUCAAAGAGGCACAUGAACACACAUUUGAAACACCAUUUGUCAUCCAGCUCACCAAUGAUCCACUGCCUUUCACAGCAUCAUGCAGCUCCUUUUGUUUUGUUUCAACCUCCUAUCCUUACAAGACAUCUCUGCAGAAUGACAUAAAAUUUAUAAACUACAAUUUGAUGUACAUAAAACACACACACACACACACACACACACACACACAUAAUGCCAUUAUACUACAUACUGUGCGGCCACAAAUUUGCUCCAUGGUGCUGAUUCAUAAUCUGCCCUUUUUUUAUUCAUAGUGCUAAUGAUAAAGUAAAAUAUAAUUAAAAUUAUGUAUUCAAAUGUAUAAGUACUUUUAUGCAGUUUCACUUCCACUUUGCGCAAGACUCCAAGGUUAUAAAAGUUAUUUAUUUUAUAGUUGUGCAUAUAAUAUUUAAUUUGUCUGUAUAGGCUAUAUACAUACAAAUGUUAUAAACAAGUACUAAUAUGUUUAAAUGAGAGGUUGAAAAAAAACUUAAAUUUAAAUAAAAAUUUAAAUUCUUUGAAUUAUCAUUUUUAUAUAUUUAGUCCAAAAUUACGUGAAUAUGCAUGUACAUUGCAUAGUUUUUGUAAAAUAACGGUCUAUGUCUUGAUGCCUCUAGAAACACAGGAAAAACACUGUAACUCACUUGACAUUAAAAUGAUACAUCUCUCUAACGCACGUUUCCCAUUACUAAAGAAACGUAUAGAAACAAAAAGAAGCCUGACAUACUUUUUCCCCUCAGCACGCUGUGUGUUGAAUUGAAUUGAAUUGAAAUUCUGCUCUAACUGAAGCAAAGACUGAGUGCUAUGGCCUAAAAUAAAAACUUUACUCUGGACAAUUUUCUGCCCCAAAAUGUUAUUUCAGGUGACUGUGUCUUCUGAAACCACAGUACCACACAGCUCUGCACCAUUUUGAAACCAACCUGUCUUUUAGCUCCCACUGACUCUGAACAAACAUUUCAGCAGGGGGGCAGUUUUAAAGUGAACAACAUUGAUUAUCUCUUUAAAGUGCACCUGUCACUCGAUGGGACAUGGACCAAAAGUGAACAAAAUGCUCAAUUUGGUCCCUGGUUGAUGUGUUAAAGUUGGGAGAAAUGGGCUGGCAUACAGGUGUGAGUGACUUUGAUAGAUGUCAGUCUGUGAUGGCUAAAUGACUAGAUAAGAGCAUCUCCAAAACCGAAGCUUGUUUUGGGUGUUCCCAGUCUGGGUUGGUCCAAGGAAGGAAAACCAGUGAACUAGUUACAAGGUCAUGGAUGGCCAAAGGUGAUACCAAGCCCUCAGAUAUAAACAUUUCAUGUAAAGUAAUAACUGUAUGGAUGGCCAAGGGUGAUACCUAGCCCUCAGAUAUAAACAUUUCAUGUAAAGUAAUAACCAUAAAGUAAUAACUAUGAAAGCAAAAAAAAAGUUUUUGAGUCAUUUCCUCACAUGGCAUGUUCCCAUUUUUGUCAGGACAGCUAAAAAGAGACAGGACACAUGUGGAGUAAGUAGUGGGGUAGUGGGGGAGGAUUGCCAGCAGACAGUCACUGUCAGGAGUCAAACCAGUGACAACGACUAUAGCCUCUGUUGAUGAGGCGCAUGCUAAAAGCCAAAGCACUGUCUGUUGUGAGGAAUGUGUCUCAUUUGAAAAGCUGUGUGUAGGGUGUGAGGGAUAGUCAUGAUCCAGCAGAAGGGCUACUGAGCUCACUUUAAAGACAAAGUUCAAACUGGUUCAGAUUAGUGAUGCACCAAUCCACAUUUUUUCACCUGUGAUCUGAUCUCAAUUCCUGAAUUUGGAUAUCUGCCAAUACGGAUACUAUGCCGAUGCCAGACAACCAAUGAGGCUGUAAUAAACUCCUUUCUACAGCAAGUAUGAUUUCCUGAAUGGAGGCAUGUCUCAUCUCUGUCAUAUUGAGACACGCCUCCGUUCAGGAAAUCCAUUGUGCAGUUUGCGGCCAGCUAGUAGACUGACCGGUAAGAAUCACUUGUACAGUCUUUCAGCUGACAAAGUUGAAGCAAAGACAUGACUUAUGGAUCAAAAACUUUUGCAGGCUGGAUCAGAAAAUUCUGAUCCCUGAAUUAGGUUGGUAUGGGAACCUGAUACCAGUACUGGAUCGGAUCGGCCCCAUCCCUAGUUCAGAUAGAAGGCUGUCGGAAAAAAUACUAUAGCUGCAAAACUGACCAAGGUGCUUUUAAUGACCCCUGCCCACCAACAAAGUGUUAUGGGCAUUGAAGCAUAAGAACAGUAUGGAGCAACGGUGACCCUGAAGGUGGCUUAGGGGAACAUGAGUUCACAGUGUUGACUCCAAAUUCUCUAUAUCUUAAUCCAGUCAAGUAUCUGCGAGAUGUGCUAUUAAACCAAGUCUGAUUCAUGGAGAGGUCACCACACGACCUAAGGACUUAAAGGAUCUGCUUGGUGCCAGGAACCACAGCACACCUUCACAGUGCUCGUGGAGAGGAGUGUUCACAAUAUGAGGCAUUUGUCUAUAAUGUUUUGGCUGAUUGGUGAAUUUUUUUUAAUGCAGCUGUAGUUUGGGGCAAGGGACUCUGACGCUUUCUUAGACUUUCAUUAAGCUGUUGAAAAUUUCUGUGUCCGUCUUUCUCUCCAGGUUGGCACUCGCCAAGUACAUCCCUUGUCUCGGUGUCCUGCUCUGUGUUCAUCCUCGUGACCUGCGCUCUACCAGCAGCAGCUUCAUGUCAACACGUCGCUCAACUGUGACCAGCCAGACCUCCGACAUCAGCAGCCAGUUCAGAAGGCAGAGCAAUGGCAAGUCCCGCCUCUCCUCUGCCUCUGACAGCGAAUCGGUAAGCCUGAAUCCAGUAGAGCGGUUUGAUGGUGUUCCAUAGUUUAUGAAAUCGAGGCAGAUUCUCAGGUAUGUGUGAAUCAAAGCGUGUGUUUUUAAUCUUUGUAGGGUAUGACAGACACUGAAGCUGAUCUGUCCAGUAUGGGCUCCAGACCUGCCAGCCGCCAGGUUUCCUGUGACAUCAGCAGAGACACGGCCGAACUGGACUUCAAACCCUCCUCCAGCUUCAAGUCCAAGAUGAAGAGCCACGACUCGGGCAUCUUUGAAAGGGUAAACACCUCUUCGCUGUCAAUCAAACUGCCUGAGAUAAAAGUGGAUGAUUUUUUUUUCUCUUCUUAAAGACAGUGGAAACUUUUUAAGAGGAGCAGGUUCUCUAGCUCAGACCUACUAAAAUAUAAAUCAUUCAACACUGUUAGCUGAAGUAAUGUCAAUUAAGGACUAUACACAAAGUGAAUGGUCACAUUAUUCAGCUACAGUUGCCAUGGAGUCAGAGAUUUCAGAACACUUAAACCCAUCAUCAUGGUUACCACAUUUAUCCUUGUCUGACCCUGAAUCACAAGGUGCCUUCAGAUUACUGUUUGUGUCUCUACAAAAACCUUUAUGUUUCUAAGGGUCAGUCUUGAUAAACUCAAACCUGUUGUCAAAAAAAAACUUUCUUCACUUUCCUCAAACACUUUACAUGUCACAUCAUCGGUUGCAGCAUCAUCUAAAGCAUAUACACCUUUUAUCUGUUAUCUUUGGCAGACACAAUCCAAACAGUGCUUGCUGGGAACAAAUACUCAGGACCAGUUCUCCAAAUGGUUCCUGCAACUCCCACAAUGGAGUUAUUUAAACCAGAUGGUACAAACAUAAUGGAGCACAGUCAGAAUAAAAAUAAGAAUAACUUUAUUUUAAGGGAAAUUCAAUUGUCUUUAGUCUCACUGGUCAUGUCUCAAACAGUCAUCUACUAUUUAUGGAAGAAUUGUAAAGUCUGAUGGUUAUGGGUACAAAAGAUCUUCUGAACCUUUCUGUCCUGCACCUUAGAGAGAGGAGUCACUCAGUAGUAGUUUCAAACAAAAACUUUUCUUUAUGAGGUUUAGUUGUGACCUACCUCUGCUGAGAAGCAGGAAAACUAGAGAUGGCAGAGGAUUUCCACUAAGAGAUAUUUUAAAGGCAUGGUUGAUGAUUGGAGAAGCAGUUGAAAAAAACUGAGCUAUUUGAAAGUGUCCCACCCCCACAUACAAACCCCUCCCCUCUGUGCUCCACAAUAAGUCCCCCCCCCGAACCUGUAUCGCGCUCCCCACAACACACCCCCUCUAGCAGGGCAAGAAACCGGCCGGCAGAAGAUCCUACGCUGGCUUUAAAUAGGAUUCACCAUGUUGGACUGCUAGGGACUAGCGGCAGUAAACACCAGCUCUGCUAGCGAGCAGCAUCUGCAGCUGCCUGGAUAGCCACCGUGUUUGCAGAGACUAAUAAGAGUUAUUUAUGGAACAUGUGCCACGAAAAAAGGAAAAAAUUACCUGUUCAAGAAAAACUCUGCUGUCUCGGCAUCUGUUUUCAGGCCCAAAACCUGGAGGAGCUUUCUCCACCGCUCAAAGGAUGACCCGAUGUUUAUUCAAGUUAGAUUCCUCGCUUGGUCACAUUUCCUCUUCGUCUCUGCCCUGUCUUCUGUCGGUUUUCUGCUUUUUCUUCUCACUUUUGGCGGUGGGACAAGCAGAAGUGUGUUUUUUUUCCGUUCUUCUCCAUCACAGCUCCUGUAGCUAAGCUUCUACUUUUAGCCGCUUAGAGCUCCGAAGAGGGCCGGGAGAGUGGGAGGGGAUGCGUUAGAACUACGGGAAAGGGGUGUGUCGAAUACAGCGAGGUGAUUGGAUGGAGAGGUGGAGCAGGAGAUUGACCAAUAGGAACUGUCUGGGAUGGAUGGCUCCCACUGGUCAAUGUUUUUGCAGCUCUGAACCUGCUAGGGUGAAUGCAUUUUUUUCCCUUCUUUUUUUUCUCGUCACUUUGUGGAGAUCGCACUAUAGGACCAUGAUCGCCAUAUAAACAAGGUUUAAAAUAAUUACCAAUCUCACCAAUCGUCAACCAUGCCUUUAAAUGUUUUACUAUUUACCCAUAUUAUCAACAGCCUAUCAAUGGAAGGUCAGCUGGGAGGGUUAUUAGUAUUCUGGGCCUGGUAAGGCUGUUCAUGCAUCUUCCUUCACAACACCAGUGUCCAUCUUAAUCUAUGCCUUUAUGAUUUUAAUCUGCUGGGUGAGUUUUUCUGCUCCAGUGGAAAAUCCUAUUUUCAUUCUCAUAAAUCAUUGACUUUGACUGUCACUUCCCCUUUUCAAAUAAUGAAUUAAAAUUCUUGGUAAUUGAUUUAUGACAGAUUGAUGGAUGGUCCUCUCGUUUCCUGUCUGCCGUGCUGAUUAAAAUCUAAUGACAGAUUAAUCUUUGUUUUGACUCAUAAUUUGACAGGAAGUGUUAAAGGAGGAUUUCAAUCAUGGCUCUCACUGCAGGAUUAUGGUUGCUAAUCAUGGGCUGACAUUCGUGUUUUUGUUAUUCUUCCAGACGUCUUAUGACACUGAUUUCUCCAUGGUUGGAGUCAGUGAACGCAGCAGCAUCCCUAAUGUGAGUAUAGUGCAGCUAUUUUUGGUUAUUCUUUUACAGAGCUGUGAACACAGUUUAACAUGCAGUGACACAGUGAAACAUUUAAAAAUCUGAAAAGAGUAUUGGUUAAUUAAAGGCAUUUUAAAAAGAUCUGCACUGGUUGAUGUCUGUGCUCACAUGGCUGAUUGAAAAAGUCAACAAACAAAGUCUGCAAACGCCACAGGCUGCUGUUGAGCAAUGUUAGAAAUGUGAUGAAAAUCUUAGUUUGAGUCCCAUAUCUUUACUAUAACUCUCAUGCACUCUUCUGUAAAUGUUGGCCUAAACUCCAUCAGUCAAUGUUGUAUUUUUCUAUUUUAUGAAGGAAUCAAAAAUCCAUCUGAAACUAGAUGGUGAUAUGCGUGUAAAUCAAUCAAUCAAUCAAUCAAUCAGUACAUAAGUCCUUAUUUAUGCAGUAUAGCCCCAAUUCACAACAAGUGUUAUCUCAUGAUGCUUUACAAAAAGAGCUGAUCUAGAUCAGACUCAGUAUAUUUACAAAGACCAACAUCAGUAUGGGAUAAGAUUGAGUCCCAUCCUGUAAGAGCAUACCAACUCUGAUCCCAUUUUCAUCUACAUGAAUGUAACACUUUACAGCAUUUAGCAAAAUACAGUUGAAAGGAAAUUCUUCCUUUAUCAGGCAGAAACCUUGAGCAAAACCAGACUCGUGUUAGACAGUCAUCCGCUGAGACUGUGCUGGGACUAGAGAGGAGAUAAGGGGAGAUGAUGGAAGAGAGAGGUGGACAGAGACAAACAACAACCACAGAAGUAGUAAAUACAGAUGUAUGGUUACAGUGUCAAAGAUAAGGAAACAAGUGUGUCAACUUUUUAUAUUAAUAGCCUGUUAAUGAUAAUAGACUGAUCUUAGCUUGAAUUAUCAAAAAAGGAAAGUCAACUGGUCUUUAAAUGCUGCAUAGCAGUGAUGGCAUUUAUAAUAGUGGGGUUGAGGCAAAUAAUGGGGUCAGGGUUAAACCAAUAUCAGGCAACAGGUGUCAAAAAGUGAUACAAUUAACAUUAGCUUUGUAACAGUGAUUAAAAGUGGAGUGACGAUGCUAACAGUUGAAGCAACUAGAAAGCAGGCAGAACCUCCAAUCGCUGAAGCUAGAAGAAACCUGAAGCAUGUGUUAAAGACAUUAAGGUUUGGAUGGCCAGAAAUUUUUUUAUGCUCAGUUCUGACAAAACUGCUGUUACUGGUAUUGGCCUCAAAAACCUCAUUGGGACAUAUUCAAUGAUAUAACUGCAGUAUAUGGCAUCAGUCUGUCAUCCGGCACCUCUGUAAGGAAUCCAGGAGUUUUUCCAGGACAACUUAUGCAAAUUUGUGCCUUUUUUUAAGAUAGUUUUCCUGUUUUAGUCUUUUUUAGACUUUAAUUGAUUAAAAACCCAAAAUAUUUUUUUCAAAUUUCAGUUUCAGUUUUGAGUUAAAAAAUUAAUAAAAUCAAAACUAUCUGGGUCAUCAAUAAAUCAGUCUGAGCUGAGCUGAGUCUUUACUUCACACUAGCACAUCUCAAAAACUACCUGACACAGUCAAUACUACCUAAACAGAUCACACCAACCUUUGAGAAGCUAUGUAGUUCAAGGCAAACAAUAAAAACCCUUACACAGGAUUCCCCUAAAUUACACUUUUAAGGUACUAAACAAAUCCGUGAAUGAGAUAAUGAUUAACCUCUCCCUUUUUUCCUUAUCAGAACGGGGACUUUGGAGAAGCACACAUAAUGAGGGGCACAAUUGGUCGAAUCCCGAGCAUCGUCAUCACCUCUGAGACCAGCCCUUUCCUCCCAAAUGGACGGAAAGGUUCCAAGACAGUUUACAACAACACAAAGGCGGGGUCUGGAUAGAGCCCCACCCCCUCCCAUCACUUGCAGCUAUGAGACCACCUUAUUCAAAAGUAGUGAAACACACAGCCAGGGUUUUUCUGAUGCUCAGAAACAAAUAAGCCAUUAGAGAGUGUCGUUGAUAUUUGUCCUAAUAGGUCAGGGAUUGGACAUGAUGCUGUCCUGACCAGAGCAAAAAACAUAAUAAUUCUUAGUUUGGAUAUUUUAGACUUCAACCAGAGUACAUUCACUCAGUAUAUUGUAAUAUCUGAAAAAUAGCAUACUGAGUGUAGAGCACCUCAAAAUAAUUGUUUUAAUUGACCCCCACACCCUCCUUUUUUAACUUGAUUAAGCCCCUCUACACACACUGAUACACACACACACACCCACACAGGUCUUUGUAGUUAUUCUGGAUAUCUAGGCUGGCUGGUAAAAAUAGUGAAACGCCCUGAUUAACAAAAAGAAGAAGACUCAGAACAGAGCGUAAGUGAAAACAGCUGUGUUACUAUGGAAACACUUUUGAUAAGGACUAAGAAGACCAUAUAAUAUGUGACAGUUCUGUAAAGCCAGUUGUCUGAGUAUUGACUCCUGCUUUUUGUCCCUGUGUCAGAUGGAUGCAAACAGACACACUGUUGUAAAAUUUCCCCGUGUUGUAUUUCUCAUUUUAUGUGAGCUCCUGUUGACGUUUUUUUUUUUUUUUUUUUUUUUAAUGACUCAUUUAAGAUGGAGGUGUUUUUGGACCCACCGCUACUUUUCUACAAAAGCUGUGCUUUCCUGUUUGUGUUCUUGUUGCUUUUUGUUAUUUACUUGUGAUUUUCCAGCUUAGUCUUGUGCAGAAUCACAUGGAGGGUUCAACGUUUUUCUGGCUGGGACAUGUAUAAGCUACAAUUUUAAAAACCAGACUUUGAAUUUGAAAACAGAGAAGGCCUUCCAAUUGACAAUUGGAAAAUCCCCUCUCUAAAGUUAAAAAUACAAGAACAAGAGUCCAAGAAAACACGGUGUGUUUAUCUUAUUGAACAAAAGCUGCAGCGUUAGCAUGUCUGGUUGGCUAGCCUUCAAUAACCUUUACUCUCUAAUACUCCUAAGCCAUGGGCAUAAUAUCCUGCAUUUUCUGUGUUUUAUUGCAGGUUUUUUAUAUCCAACAUCUAAUAUUUCCCCCUAUGUCUUGGUGAGCCUCCAGAGGUGAAGGUAAACAUUGGCAGGCUCAUCCUGUUUCAUUGGAUCAAGGGUUUUUAGGCUUUCCCUAUCUAAAUUACAUUCAUUAUCCAAGAGAGCAUUCUGUUUGAAAAAGCUUCUCUUCACAAAACAAAAGGUCUGAAGUGAAUUAUACUGUCAACUUCUACAAACAAUAUGGUAUAAAUCAAACCUCUCUUGCUUGUUUGUAUAAGCUGAGUAGAAAGACAGUUAUGUAGAGCUUAUUUCACACUUGAUUUCCUGACAAUCAGGUCCUAACAUUGUCCAAACUUUAGACAUCCAGAUAUUUGUUUAUACAUGCAGCCCACCCUGGUAGUUCAAGUGUAUUUGCAGGAGUGCAGAACAUGUGUGAAAGGUGCUUUGGAGUGAUAUACCCUUAAAUAGUGAUACAAAAACCAGACCAAAACAAGAAAAAACAAACAUAAACUCUGCUUAGCAACAGUGAUGACUGUUGGUUGUUCUUCUUCAUCCAUUAAUCGUGUUAUCACAGCCAUACAAAGGCUAGAUCCAAGCACAGAGAAAUAGAGCAACUGUAAAAAGAUUGUGUCAUAUUUUGAAAAAUCCUCUGGCUAAUUUUUUCCACUUUUGAUGUGAUGAGGCUACAAUUUCCCUCAACUUCCAGUUUUUAGCACUAAACUAGGCCAAACAUACCGGUAUCUCUGUAUGCACAGAGGAAAAUGUAAUUUCUUUAGCAUUUUCAUUUCGAGUUAUUUCUGGGUAUGAUAUAUCAAUGUACAGGAUCUUAAAUGUCAGACUGAAAUAAUUCAAUGCUUCCCAUCUCAUUCAACUCUGAAAGCUCUGAGGCCUGCAAAAGCACUUUUACAAAGAAACAACUUUUUGUUGUUGUUCCGUCAAGAUUUCAUGCUUUUAGGUGUUCUCAGUUUUGUUUUGUUUUUUAUGUUUGUGUUUUUCCUUUCUUUUGACUGCAUAUAUAAGGUGUAUAUUUUGCUGAAGGGUAGUGUAGUGAAACGUGAUUAUAAUGUUGUUUGUGUUUGUUAGGGGGGUAUAAAGGGACAUAAUUGUUGAUUGUAAGACAGUGCUUGAGAAGCAAAUCUAACCUGUUGGUCUGUGUGAAGUCUUUGUACCUUUCCCAAGACUGUAAAAUAGUUCAGAUAUAACUACUCAUGACAGCAGGGAGGAAGGUCACAUUGAUUUAGCCACGGAAAGAAACAUGGUAGACAACUUGAAAAUGAAUUUGGCAGAAAAAUCUAAUCAGUGAAGUUCUAACAGCUCAACUGAACCUGAGCAAACUUGUUUAAGCUGUAAACUAGAACUAUUAGUUUUGUGAAACCAAACUGAUUAAAUGUUGAUCUUAACUCUUAGCUUCACUAACAGAGAACAUUAUUAUGUGCAACAACAUACUUUAGGCAAAUGGAACUUAGCUAAAUUGUUAGCUGGUGAUAUCAAAAUGUCAAAGGAGCUUAAAAGUAUACACCCAAGUGUUUUUAAGUUAAUUGACCCUUAGCUAACAUUAAAUAAAUAUUUUCAUUGUGGUCAAUUAGAGGUUUAGCCAAUAGCAAGCUAGCUUUUAUUUGUCAGCUAGUUGGCGUGUACAGCUAAACAGGGUCAUUGACAACCUAGAAUUGUUUUAAUACUUAAUCUAAAGUUUACUCUCAAGCUUUUUAAGAUGCCGAGUCAUUAGCAGAGUGAAACUCUGAUAAAUGAUGUUUAAUUUUUUCAUCUAUUUAUUGCAGAAGUUAUAUUUGUCUGAACACCACCUUUUCUAUGCUGGCGUGAUGCUAAAUUAAAACUAGUUGAUCAGGUCUUUAAAUAUCUCGUUGCUUACAGCUUUUUAAAUAAUUUGGCAGCUUUCCCUAUCACUAAGCCAAAGUAUCUCUUUUAACCAACCAGAAUCCAGGAUUGACAGUGUUAGUACACUAUAAAAAAAAACUAAGCUUGACAAGCUUAGUGUUUCUGUGCGUUGUUUAUCCUGGCAUCCAAAUGCAGAAUGUAAAAUGACAAUGUGGCAGCAAAAAAUCCAUACAUCUCUGCAAAGUGUUGAAUAACUAGUAAUUAUACUAACUUUUAAUGCAGGUAUUUGUAUUAUUAAUCUUUGUGUGUUAAAGUGACUUUUCAGAAAGACUGAUGUUUGAAAAAGGAAGAUGGUUAACUAUGGAUUUGUUACUUCAGUGUUUCUUUUAUUUAUUUUUCUAAAUAAAGUUACUGCAAAACUUUUA
Xyrichtys novacula (pearly razorfish) is the source of this 64623-nucleotide messenger RNA. The record is from the annotation of a GenBank genome assembly. Lineage: Eukaryota; Metazoa; Chordata; Actinopteri; Labriformes; Labridae.